Molecule: messenger RNA, 59829 nt
Organism: Bombus huntii
Lineage: Eukaryota; Metazoa; Arthropoda; Insecta; Hymenoptera; Apidae
Gene: dpy
Exons: 175
Molecular function (GO): calcium ion binding
Source: RefSeq, a predicted model, not a curated record
AAAAUUGUUCUUCGUUAAAUGGCAAGGUUCCACAAUUUUGCUCAAUUAAUUUUUUCUUGUUACUCACGACACGAGUGGAACGCGAUCAACCUUGAGGAACGUAACGGAGCAAAGCCUCCGUGAAAUUCCAAGGUACUGGAGUGGCGUGUCUGGUCCCGAUUGACCUCUAGGAAAAGGAUCAUCUGUCCUCUAAGACGCUUAACCCAGAGCCUAGCUCUCGAGGAGUUUCGCGGAGGCAUUCUCACACGAGCGCGAGGUAGAUUGGUUGCAAGCGUUGAGCACUUGGAGUUGGCGCGUAGACCGACUCAACGUGGAGUUCUAUAUAGCUGUCGAGCCCCGUGGAAGCGCGUCGGAACGGGUAGGAGCGAUCGGAUUGUUCUAGGUGAGAGACAGAGAGGAAUCGAAGAGCGUGCAGGUGAGGGCAAAGGGAAGGGAGGCAAAAGAAGAAGGUGGAGAAGGAACGAGAGAGGCGAGAGAGGAGUUUGUAGAAGGAAAAGGAGAGGAGGGAGAGCCUGUGAAAAGAGAGAGGCCGAUCGAGCAAAGAGAAGGACCGUUGGCCAAUGAGACACCAGGCCGGUGAUGACGUCGUCGUUGUCUCACGUCCAAGUCUCACCAAAAGUCUUCGCAAGCCGCUAGUUCGUCCGCGGUCUCCCGACUGGACGAAGAGUUCGUCCUUUUCACGAACUUAAUCACCGACAAGGUGGUUUUUAUUUAUUUAUUUAUUUUAUAUUAUUUUAUUUUUAUUUCGUAUCGUGGACCGACCAGUGAAACAAGCCAACAUUGGACUACGGAUACACGGAAGGAUCGUGGCUGAAGGAGGCUGCUGUCAGCCAUGGGGACGGCCAAGAUGAAACAUCUUUGGCCGUUGGUGGCGUGGAUACUUCUAUUCCUAUGUCCAGCCGAAUCUCUGAGAGGACUCGGCCACGGACUAAGGAGAGAAGUGUUCUUCCUGAACCUCGAAGACGGCUACUUCGGCUGUCAGGUAAACGAGUCGACGGACAUCCUACAGCUACUGGAACUCUCCAAACUGUGCGACAACAACGUCGAUUGUUACCAAGGGACGGACGAGCAACGCGAGAGAUUAAAAUGCACAGACGAUUGUACCAAGGAGGACGGCACCAGGUGUCUGAAUGGCGUCUGCUUGGACUCGGUGUGCCAUUGCAACGACGGUUUUGGUGGUUGCAAUUGCCAGGUGCCAGACGAGAACGAGUGCAAAUACCGUCCCUGUGAUAUAUUCGCACAUUGCACGAAUACUCUUGGUAGUUUCCAAUGUUCCUGUUUCCCUGGCUAUCAAGGCGAUGGUUUCCACUGCGAAGAUAUCAACGAGUGUGAUAACCCGGUACUUGCUGCGAGAUGCGUGGAAAACGCCGAAUGUUGCAAUCUCCCGUCGCAUUUCCUAUGCAAAUGCAAACCUGGCUACAUCGGCGACGGCGAGGUGCAUUGCGAGGAUGUGAACGAGUGCGCGAUAUCUGGUGCGUGUGGUGAUAAUACGGUCUGCAACAAUAUUCCGGGGAACUACACUUGUGCCUGUCAACCUGGGUUCACGGGAGACCCCUACGAAACUUGUAUCGAUAUCAACGAAUGCGAUUACGCGGGUGCUUGCGGAAGGGGUGCCUUGUGCGUCAAUCUUCCGGGCGCCCACAAAUGCGAAUGUCCCGAGGGAUAUAACGGCGAUCCUGAAGAAGAAUGCGUGGACGUCGACGAAUGUCUGCGCAGUCCUUGCGGUCGUUCAGCUGAGUGCACAAACGUACAUGGCAGUUUCCGCUGCUCUUGCCCGGAAGGAAUGAGUGGCGAUCCUUGGGUAGGCUGUCACGAUAUAAACGAAUGCGAGGAGGGUACACCGUGCGGCUCGGAUGCUGAGUGCGUGAACACAGAGGGUAGUUUCGAGUGCAGAUGUCAGACAGGCUAUCAAAUGGAUGAAACGCAUGGUUGCAUCGAUGUGAACGAGUGCAGCCGGUUGGAUGCAUGCGCGGAGAACGCAAGAUGCAUCAACGUACCAGGAUCGUAUAAGUGCAUCUGCCCCCAAGGCUUCAUCGGUCAAGGACUAACAUUAUGCGAAAACGUGAACGAAUGCGAGAGAAAUCCUUGCGGCGAAAACGCUGAAUGCAGCGACACGAUCGGCAGUUUCGUAUGCAGUUGCAAGGCGGACUACACUGGGGAUCCGUUUAAGGGAUGCAGCGAUAUCGACGAAUGCACAGCAUUAGAGAACCCUUGUGGAAGGUAUGCGAUUUGCAAGAACACGGAUCCUGGUUACAAUUGCGUCUGUCCUCCGGGAUAUAGUGCCAAUCCCAAUCCGACAGUCGCUUGUGAACAGACCGACGUGACAACACUUUGCAAAUCAAACUUCGACUGCGUGAACAACGCCGAGUGUAUCGAAGAUCAGUGCUUCUGCAAGGACGGGUUCAAAGCCAUUGGAGCCGAAUGUGUGGACGUUGACGAAUGUCUUUCGAACCCUUGUGGACCUGCAUCGAUUUGCAGCAACACUAGGGGCAGUUAUCACUGCGAAUGCGAGUCUGGCUUCGUUGGAACUCCGCCACACAUACCUUGUAAAGCACCGUGUGACGAAGUAACUUGUGGAGAUCAUGCGUACUGCAAGGCAGAUGGCCACGAAGCUUAUUGUAUCUGCGAGGAUGGCUGGACUUUUAAUCCGAAUGACAUUGCAGCUGGAUGCGUUGAUAUAAACGAAUGUGACGCGAUAAAUGGUCCUUCGGGACGUUGCGGUAAAAAUGCCAUCUGUACCAAUACUCUGGGUGGAUUUAGUUGCCAGUGCAAACCUGGAUUUUCUGGAAACGCCUUCAAACAAUGCAUGGACGUAGACGAAUGUGGCAGACCAGAUGCUUGUGGCCACGGGGCUACAUGCACCAACACCGAGGGAUCUUAUUCCUGCACCUGUCCAGAAGGGACCAUUCCAGAUCCCGAUCCUUACAUCAAGUGUGUGGGCAUAGUUACCUGCGAAGUCGAUGGUGAUUGCCCCGGAAACGCCAUUUGUGAUCCACAGAAACGUUGUCUGUGCCCAGAACCCAAUGUUGGAAACGACUGUAGACACCCGUGCGAAGACUUAUCUUGCGGACCAAACGCCCACUGUAUGCUGUCAAACGACGUGGCCACGUGUUUGUGUCGCAGUGGUUACACAGGAAAGCCAGGAGUGAAGGGCGGUUGCAGAGACAUUGACGAAUGCGCCAUUAAUCCGUGUCCUCAAGGAGCGAUCUGUAAUAACGAGCCAGGAUCAUUUUCCUGUCAAUGUCCCAGUGGCACCACAGGUGAUCCUUACAGUGGUGGUUGUCAAGAAUCGAAGGCUCCUCAUGUAUGCGGACCAAGUACUCCGUGUCCUGCUGGAGAACAGUGCAUCAAGGAUGAAUUCGUGGGGAGCAGCGUUUGUAUUUGUCAGAGAGGAUAUACUAGGGAUCAUGAAUCUGGUAAAUGUAGAGACAUUAACGAAUGUAUGGAACUCAGAGAUAAACCUGCCUGCGGUGUUAACGCCAUUUGUAAGAAUUUACCUGGGAGCUACGAGUGCCAGUGUCCGCCUGGAUUUAAUGGAAAUCCUUUCUCCCUUUGCGAAGAAUGCAACAGUAUCGAGUGUCAAUGCCAGCCUCCGUAUAAGAUCGUCAAUGGGAAAUGUAUGUUGGCCGGAUGUUCCAAGGGAGAAAAAUGUCCCAGUGGUGCAGAAUGUAUCACCAUUGCUGGAGGAGUCAGCUACUGCGCUUGUCCCAAAGGUUACACUACCAAGGCUGAUGGUUCUUGCGAAGAUAUAAACGAGUGUAUCGUUGGACACCAAGUAUGUGGCUACGGAGCAGAGUGCGUAAACCUGCCAGGAUCUCAUCAGUGCGUUUGUCCACACGGUUAUGGCGGAGACCCAUACAACGGUCUGUGUUCUCCGGCUCAGAAAAGAUGCACAAGCGACAACGAAUGUAAAGCCAACGAGAAAUGCGUGCAGCCUGGUGAAUGUGUUUGUCCACCGCCAUUUUACACGGAUCCUCUCGAUGGAAACCUUUGCAAGAAUCCUUGUGACCGGUUCCCAUGCGGUAUAAACGCAAAAUGUACACCAAGCGAUCCACCGAGGUGUAUGUGCGAGGCUGGUUACGAAGGUGAUCCUCAACACGGUUGUGUGGACGUGAACGAGUGUGCUAAUAAUCCCUGUGGUCACGGUGCCUACUGUAUUAACACCAAGGGCGAUCACAUUUGCGAGUGUCCAAAGGGAACAGUGGGCGAUCCUUACGGCGGUGGUUGUACUAGAGUCGCUGUGGCUAAGAACGAAUGUUCUUCUAACGACGAUUGCGACAAUAUCUUCGCUUGUGUCAAUGGAAGAUGCGUGAACCCUUGUGACAAUAUACCUUGUGGACCAAACGCAUACUGCGAGCCUGAUAAACAUGCUGCCUGGUGUCGAUGUGUAAUUGGAUUUGUGGAAGGCAAGAACAACGAGUGUGUUUCACAGUGCGAUGGUUUCGUGUGUGGCUCUGGAGCACAGUGUAUCGUGAGUUAUAGUGGACCAACGUGCAAAUGUAUCGAAGGUUUCAUGGGGAAUCCGUUCCCUGGUGGUCAGUGUCAACCGGACGUUUGUUCUCCAGAAGUUCCCUGCGCAGAACCAAGCGUGUGCAUAAGUGGAAGGUGUAAACGUCGAUGCGAAGGCAUAGUCUGCGGGGUUGGUGCAUCUUGUGACCCAGCGACGAAUAAAUGCGUGUGCAAUCCUUAUUUCAUUGGAAAUCCGGAUCUCCUCUGUAUGCCACCGAUUAAUCCAGCUGUCUGUGAUCCUGCUUGUGGCUCUAACGCUCACUGUGAAUAUACGUUGCAAGAAUCUAAGUGUGUGUGCAAUCCUGGUACCAGUGGAAAUCCGUAUCAUGGUUGUGGUGUGCAACAAAAAUCUGAUUGCUCCACUGCUUUGUGUGGCAAGGAUGCACAUUGUAAUGCUGGACCGAAUGCUGUUGAAUGUUUGUGUCCGCCUGGAUACGCUGGAAAUCCGUAUAUUCAGUGUCAUGAUAUCAACGAGUGUAAUGGAAACGCGUGUGGGAGCAACGCAGUAUGCAUCAACACUAUCGGCAGCUACGACUGUCGCUGUAAAGAAAGUUACUUCGGCAAUCCCUUCAUCGGUUGCCAACAGGUCCAGGUCGGUCCUUGCACCGAUCCAUCAAGCUGCACUUGCAGUGACUCGGUACCUUGUCCAUUCGACUACAGCUGCGUGUCUGGCAAAUGCAUAAAUCGCUGCAGCGAUGUAAAAUGCGGACCCAGAUCAGUCUGCCAGGAUGGAGCUUGCGUGUGUCCACCUGGUUAUAGUGGCAAUCCCAACGACUUGAUCAAAGGUUGUUAUCUUCACGGUCACUGCUCUAACGAUCUCGAUUGUGAACCUCAACAGAUCUGCUUCCAAGUUGGGAAAGGUGUUAGGAAAUGCGUAGACGCGUGCAGCAAGUUACAGUGUGGUCCAAACGCAUUAUGUAUCACCCAGAAUCACGUGUCUUCGUGUCUCUGCGUCGAUGGAUACAAGGGAAAUCCUAGCAAUCUCGUAGAAGGCUGUAAACCAUUUAAAUCAGUGGUAACACCAAGAUGUGAACACGAUUCAGAUUGUUCUGAAGGUUCUUUCUGUAUUCUUCUGGACGGUGGUGUCCGCGAAUGUGUAAAUCCAUGUAGCAAAGUAGUCUGUGGUGCUCACCAGAAGUGCGAGCCUGAUAUAAUUCCUGGUCACGCUACUUGCAAGUGUCAAGACGGCUACGAAUGGAAUCCGAUACUAUCCUCCUGCGAAAAACCAUCUGUCCCUGAUUGUAUCUCCGACGAUGAUUGUCACACUACAGAAGCUUGUAGGCCAGACGCUCUUGGUGUAUUAAAGUGUGUCUCUAUUUGUAAAAGUUUCACCUGUGCGAUUAACUCCCAGUGCAUGGCGGAGAGACAUCGAGGUCGCUGUGAGUGUUUGCCUGGUUUUAUCGGCAAUCCAAACGAUCGUCAAGGAUGUCAAACACCUAGGAAAGACCAGUGUUCCACUGACAGCGAGUGUCCAGAGGAUCAAACCUGUAGAAGCACCAAAGAAGGUCUUCUGACCUGUCAACCAGUCUGCAAUUUCGUUUCGUGCGGUCCAAAUGCUUUGUGUGUGGUGCAUAAUCACGUAGCUAAUUGUGAAUGUCCACCUGGCCUCUACGCUGGUGAUCCCAAUGACGUUGUAAAAGGAUGUCGAGCUGUUCCAUGCGUGUAUAACAUCGACUGUCCACCCACUCAGCUUUGCAAUAGAUUGACGCACACUUGUUACGAUGCUUGUGAUGAAAAUGCUUGCGGUGUGAACGCUGUUUGCAUCGCGGAUGAUCAUAGGGCAAUUUGUCAGUGUCCUCCAGGGCUGAAGCCUAAUCCUGUUCCUGACGUCGAGUGCGUUCCUCUUGAAGCUUGUCAUCCGAAUCCUUGCCAUGAAACAGCUCUCUGUGUUCCUGGACCAUCCAGCAAUCCUGUUUGUCAGUGUCCACCAAAUUUUGUCGGGGAUCCUUACGUGAAAGGCUGUCAACCGGAAGGAUAUUGCGCCAGUGUCAAGGAUUGUCCUGUGCAUUCCAUUUGUCACAAUCAUCGAUGCGCCAAUCCUUGUGAAAACGCCUGUGGAUUGAAUUCUAUUUGCGAUAUUAUCAAUGGCCAACCCACUUGCAAGUGUAUUCAUAAGUUUAUUCCAUCUUCAAAGGGUCCGCAGGAUGGUUGCGUCCGCGCCACGAAUUAUUGCAACGUCGACGCUGAUUGCGUAGAGAGCAUCUGCCUUGAAGGACAGUGUAUAGCUGUUUGUCGAGCGAUUACCGACUGCUCUGCUGGUGAAAAGUGCGUGGAUAGUAAGUGUAUGGUACCUUGUGUUACUCAUACACAGUGCCAAACUGAUCAGGCUUGCGUUAACGGAAUGUGCAUUCUGGGAUGUCGAAGCAAUAAGAACUGUCCUUCGACGGAAUCCUGUAUCGACAACAAGUGUCAAGAUCCAUGCAAGAGGAAAGACGUUUGCGGUCCAAACGCGAUCUGCAGCUGCACAAAUCACGCUACCACUUGCACCUGUCCCCUUGGAUUCCACGGAAAUCCCACACCCCAACAAGGUUGCGUCAGAGUGCCGAAUAUUUGCGAAGGCCCUCAAGAUUGCCCCAGUCAGCAUCUGUGUGUCUCCGGAUUCUGUCAAUGUCAAUGCAGCGAACAGGACAACUGUGCCGAAGGAGAACGCUGCAAGAACGGAAUAUGCAUGAAAGUGUGCUACGGCGAUAGUAAUUGUUUGCCAGGUGAAUUGUGCAUCGAUGGAGUUUGCGAAGUAGGUUGCACCUCUGACGUUGGUUGCAACGAUAACGAGGUGUGCAUCAACAACAAAUGCAAAUGCAGCCACGGAUUCAUUGCUGGACCAGAACACUGUCUGGACAUCAACGAGUGUGACGAUCAACCGUGUCACUCGAGCGCAGAGUGCGUCAAUCUUCAUGGAUCUUAUCGCUGCGUCUGCCCACAAGGCACAGCUGGUGAUCCUGUGGGAACAGGUUGUGUAAUUCCUCACCAGUGCACCGUACACGCAGAUUGUGCCGAUUCACAGGCUUGCGUCCAACAUAAUUGCACCGAUCCUUGCUCUCUGGUUGACUGUGGUCUCAACACUAUUUGCUCCGUUUUGGAUCACACGGCUGCCUGUCAAUGUCAGCCUGGUUACAUUGGGGAUUCUUCAGGGUGCUUCAAAGUGGAAUGUCUUUCUAACAACGAUUGCUCUAUAGACAAAUACUGCAAUCAGGAUACUAACAAAUGCAGCAGUCCUUGUAAUCAAGUGGACUGUGGAUACGGCAACUGCAUAGCGUCCGAUCAUUCUGGAAUAUGCAAAUGUUAUCCUGGUUUUGAGCUAGCGGGUGACAUUUGCGUGGACAUUGACGAAUGUUUGAAGAAUCCUUGUCACUCCUCCGCGGUUUGUCAAAAUACGGAAGGCUCUUACGCUUGCAUCUGUCCUCAUGGUUUGGUCGGAGAUCCUUUCAAAUCUGGUUGCAAACAACCGGGAGACUGCUUCACGGACCUUGAUUGCCCAAAUACUGCUGCUUGCAUUGAUAAUAGAUGCACCAAUCCUUGCGACGUAUCACCGGAUAGUCAUUCGUGCGGAAGAAAUGCCGAAUGUUUCGUUCAUGAUCACGUUCCACUUUGCAGAUGUCCUGAUCAGACCACUGGCAAUCCGACAACGGAAUGUGUUCACUUAGAAUGCAACUAUCACAGCGACUGCAGUCCUUCCGACGCAUGUUACAAUCACAAGUGCGUCGAUCCUUGUUCUCUUGCAAACGUAUGUGGACAAGGAGCAGAUUGUUCUUCUUUAAAUCACAGUGCAGUGUGCACGUGUCAACCUGGCGGUACUGGCGAUCCUAAUUUAGGUUGUACACCUGUUCAAUAUUGUAAAUCGGACUCCCAAUGUGCUACUGGUUCAGCUUGCAAUGGAGGAAUAUGCACUGCCCUUUGUGGAAGCACGAGGGAUUGUAUCGGCGACCAGCUUUGCAUCAAUGGUCUCUGUCAGCCCACCUGCAAGAGCAACUCCAGUUGCCCCGAGUACCAAUACUGUCACAACAACAUCUGCGUACAAGAAUUACGUUGCAUAUCCGACGAUGACUGCUCUUACGACGAAAGAUGCAUCAAGAACAACAUUGGACAAGCAGAAUGUCAGAAAGCUUGCGAUCUACUCCUCUGUGGACGCAACGCCGAGUGCAAAGCGGACAAUCACGUUGGAGUUUGCUCUUGCAAGCCUGGAUUCUUCGGAAAUUCGAAAGACGACAAGAUUGGAUGCCAAUCUAUCGAAUGUGAGGUCAACGACGACUGCAGCGGAGAGAAGAUUUGUGACACGCACAAGUGCAGGAUCGCUUGUUUAGCUCACAAUCCUUGCGGCGUCAAUGCUAUUUGCACAGCAGAGAAACACGUUCAAAUUUGUACGUGUCAACCGGGUUACACUGGAGAGCCAACUCAUGGAUGUCAAUUGAUCGAUUAUUGUUCGGAUCAACCUUGCGCACCUGGCGCUGUGUGUGAAAAUUCCAGAGGGUCCUAUAGAUGUCACUGUCAACAGGGAAUGGUUGGAGAUCCUUAUAAUGGCGGUUGUCAGCCACCGGUAGAAUGUCUGCAGGACGGAGACUGCCCACUGACUGCAAAAUGUAUAAACGUCAACAACGUACCCAAAUGUUUCGAUGUCUGUUCACGUACACAGUGUGGACCAAACGCAGACUGUGUGGCCACUUACCACGCAGGAGCCUGUCAGUGCCGGUCCGAUUACGAGGGUGAUCCGAACAAUCUAAGUAUAGGCUGUCGACCUAAACCGGUUGUUUGCACGUCAGCCGUGGACUGUUCGCCCAAUACCUACUGUUACGAGGGAAUCUGUCGACCGUCCUGCCAAUCGGACGAAGAAUGCAACCUGUCAGAUGUGUGUCUCAAUGGACAGUGCUUGGAUCCUUGCAACGUGAAGGCCGCGUGCGGAAUAAAUGCGGAAUGCAACGUGAAGAGUCACAUUAAACAAUGCAGCUGUCCACCUGGGUUCACCGGUAACUCGGAAGUAGAAUGUGUCAGAUUACCCGUGUCCUGCAGAGACACCAACGACUGUAACGAUGGCAACACUUGUCGCGACAACGUGUGUCUUCCAAUCUGCACUAGCGACAACGAGUGCGCCUUCAACGAAAAAUGCGUCCAAGGAAAUUGCCUUCUCACCUGCAGGCUCGACAACGACUGUUUCUUGGGUCACAUCUGUCUGCACAACAUGUGUGCGUUUGGUUGUCGCGCGGACGAGGACUGCAACGCGAACGAAGCUUGCAUCACGAACAAAUGCAUCAAUCCUUGCGAAGCCACUCCUUGUGGGCCAAACGCUAAAUGCACAGUAUUUAAUCAACGAGCCACCUGUUCGUGUCCAGCAGGCUUCAUGCCGAAUCCAACUGCAAAAGUGGCUUGUUUAAGAUCGCCUGGACCCGUUUGUCAAGCAAACAGGGACUGUGCGACAGGAACAGCUUGUAUUGGAGGACUGUGCACUCCUGUCUGUUCUACAGACUUAAAUUGUUUGAGUAACGAACGUUGUGACCCUUCGGGAAUCUGUAAAUCGUUGUGCAGAAGAGACGAAGAUUGUAGAAGCGGAGAGAUUUGCGAGGGAUUGGUUUGUGUCAUUGGAUGUCGCGCUGACGUGGAGUGCCAGGAGAAUUUCGCUUGUUUGAACAACCAGUGUCAAGAUCCUUGCUCUCUUCCUGAUGUUUGCGGAGUGAACGCCAAGUGUGCGGUCGUAAAUCAUCAGAAACAUUGUUCCUGUCCGGCACCAUUAGUCGGUGAUCCUCUAAUUGGUUGUAAACAGGCGUUCCUGCCUUGUAGCAACGAAGAGGAAUGCGCUACUGGUCAGACUUGUUACGGAAGAUCUUGUUACGCCACAUGCAAAAGCGACGCUAAUUGUCUAAGCGACGAACGUUGCGACGGAGGAAUUUGCAAAGCCAUUUGCAACAGUGACGAUCAUUGCGUGGCUAAUCAGAUCUGUCAAAAUAGGCUGUGUGACAUCGGAUGUCGCAGCGAUAAUACUUGUCCCAACGACGAGUCCUGCGUGAACAAUAAGUGUAAAAAUCCUUGUGAGGGUGGCAAGGCUUGCGGAGAAUGCGCCGGUUGUCGCGUUGUAAAUCACGUGGCACAAUGCAGUUGCCCAGCCAAUUAUUAUGGAAACGCUUUGAUCAGUUGCGCGAAAUCUAUGAUUCCCUGCGAUGGCACUUGUGAGUGCGAUGAAAUUGGUUUUUGCACGAAGAGCUGCUAUAGUCAGGAUCAAUGUUCUUGCGGGGAAGUUUGUCACUCUGAAAAGUGUCGCAUCAAGUGUGAUGUUAACAAUUAUUGUCCAAAGGGAUACGUUUGCGACCAAGGACUAUGCCUCAUUGGUUGCCGCACUUAUUCCGACUGUCCUUCCUCCUUAUCCUGCGUCAGUGGUCAGUGCGAGGAUCCAUGCUCAGCUAAUGGAUCUCCCUGUGGAACCAACGCACUGUGUCGUGUUUCGAAUCACAGAGCAGUGUGCUUAUGCCCAGAAGGAUAUCAGGGAGAACCCAGUCAAGAAUGUUACCAAUUGGAAUGUCAUCAUGACGACGACUGUGAGGCCAACAAACGAUGCAGCGAGGAUGGCGUUUGCACAAAUCCUUGCUUGCAACAUGGUGUUUGCGGCUUCAACGCACAGUGCAGAGUAGUUAACAGGAAGGCUCAGUGCUCUUGUCCACCCGGACACUACGGAAAUCCUAAGAUCAACUGUAAGAAAGGUGGAGACGAGUGCUUAAGGAGACCGUGCGGCGUGAAUGCGAAGUGCAGAGAGACUCUGAAUGGAUUUGAAUGUACUUGCGAUCCUGGAUGCCACGGAGAUCCUCAUCAAGCUUGCAUCUGCGACGGAGGAGAGCUGUGCAAGGAUAUGCGUUGCGGAGUGAACGCUGCAUGCAGGAUUUAUAAGAAUCAACCACAGUGCUACUGCCCAUCGAAUUAUCCCUCCGGAGAUCCGACGCAGGCGUGUAGCGCAGACAAGAGUUUAGGGGACUGUCGCACGAACGGUUGCGGUAAAGGGGCUGAAUGCAUACGAGACGGUGCGAUAUUCGUAUGCAGAUGUCCACCGGGUACCAGUGGAUCGCCGGAUAUCGAGUGCACCACAGAGCGCGAAUGCACCAGCGACCUAGAGUGCCCCAAUGAAAAAGCCUGCAUAAACCUGCAAUGCGUGGACCCGUGCGGUCUCCGCGGUGCCUGUGGGAUCAACGCCCUGUGUCGUGUGGUUCUGCACAAGCCACGAUGUUCCUGCCCUCAGUGUUAUAUCGGUAUGCCUCACACGGCCUGUCAUCCAGACCCCAAAUGCGAAACGCUGAAUCCCAGACCUACGCCGAACAUCGGUUGCUCGUCCGAUCGCGACUGUCCAGAGAGUCUAUCCUGUCAUUCUCGUACCGGAGAGUGUCGUGAUCCGUGUCUAAGUUCACAAUACACCUGCGAAGUAAAUAAGAGAUGCCAGGUGCGGAACCACAGGCCCAUGUGCGUGUGCAAAUACGGAUUCGUCGUGAACGAGGUCGGGGAGCUGACCUGCGCCCCCGACACGUUGACAUGCACGAGGGAUUUCGACUGUCCGUCGAACGCCGCGUGCGUUAAUGGAAAAUGCCAGAAUCCGUGUAACGUGAGAAAGAAAAAGCCGUGUCCGGCUGAUAAAACCUGCGAUGUCCUGGACCACCGUCCCGUCUGCAUAUGCACACAAAACUGCAAUCCCUCCCUCUCCAUUUGCCUGCGAGACAGUGGCUGCUCUCCAGACUUGGCGUGCCGCAACUAUCGCUGCGUGGACCCAUGCAGAAACUCCACCUGUCCGGCUGAUGCCCCCUGUUACGUGGAGGAGCACAAGCCUAUCUGCAAGUUCUGUCCCCCCGGCUUUGUGCCAGACACUAAAUACGGAUGCAUGAAAGUACUUCACCACACGCCCGACCGUUUCUGCGAGUCCGAUGACGACUGCAGCGACACAGAAGCCUGUGUCGAUGGAUCCUGCGUUGAUCCUUGCGUCGGCCACUGUCGAUCGACAGUUCGAUGUCGGGUUAAAGCACACAGGCCUGUUUGUGGCUGCGACCAAUACGAUCACACUUGUACAAACACCACCACAACUAUGCAAACUUUCGAUUAUUCGACACCAGAAAUCUACGAGAUGACUACACUUUCGACAACUACGCAAUUUAAUUUUGAUAUCACAGCAUAUACUUCUUCUACUAUUACGGAGGAAAGUACAACGAUUCCGUAUUCGAGUGAAAGUACAGAAUCUUCGAGCGGAAGUACAGAAUCUUCAAGCGAAGUAACCACUGAAACUUCUGAGGCCCCUAUGACAACUAUACAAACUUUUAACUCUUCGACACCAGAAACUUACGGGAUGACUACACUUUCAACAACUACGCAAUCUAAUUUUAAUACCACAGCAUAUACUUCUACCGUUACGGAGGAAAGUACGAUUCCGUAUUCGAGUGAAAGUACAGAAUCUUCAAGUGAAGUAGCCACUGAAACUUCUGAGGCUUCUAUGACAACUAUGCAAGCUUUCGAUUAUUCGACACCAGAAAUCUACGAGAUGACUACACUUUCAACAACUACGCAACCUAAUUUUAAUAUCACAGCAUAUACUUCUACCGUUACGGAGGAAAGUACGAUUCCAUAUUCGAGUGAAAGUACAGAAUCUUCAAGUGAAGUAGCCACUGAAGCUUUUGAGGCCUCUAUGACAACCAUACAAACUUUUAACUAUUCGACACCAGAAACUUACGGGAUGACUACAUCCUCAACAACUACGCAAUCUAAUUUUAAUAACACAGCAUAUACUUUUUCUACUGUUAUGGAGGAAAGUACAACAACCUCGUAUUUCAGUGAAAGCACAGAAUCUUCGAGCGAAGUAAUCACUGGAAUUUCUGAGACAUCUAUUAUUCAAGAAAGUACAUCCGUCUCCAUGGAAAGCAAACCAACUUUAAGUACAACAGUAGCGGAUGACGUAUUUAAAACUUCCACGACGCUGACAACAGAUGUCGAAGGUGUAGAAAGUACUACUGCUUCAGACAUCUCAGAAGUGUUUACUGUUAAAGAUAUUUCCGAAGAAAGUACCGAAAUUAUUCCAACAGUGAAAGAUAUUGAAUUCAGUAGUGAGAAAUUUUCUAAGAGUGAGACAACUACUAUGUCUUAUGUUACUGAAAUGACGUUUACUACGAAUUUAAUGAAAGAAACGAAUGUAAGUACAGAAGUAACUGAACCGACAAAAGUGCAGAUAGUCACUCCUGUUACAUAUGUUUAUCCUCCAGAUGAGACGUUGCCAUUGGGUCAUGUUGUUACUGUUACUCCGAUAUGUGUAGGUGAGUAUACUACAGAAGUGCCAGAGAUUACUGAAUCGACAAGUACGUCUAGCAGUUUUAUUGAGAAUGUUACAAUGGGUGAAAGUUCCAGUACAAUGGAAUUGAUUACUGAGAAUUUAAAUAUAGCAACGACAGAAAAUGUAACAUUGAUAACUGUGACAGCAGAAUAUCCUCUGAAAGAUGAAACAACAAUUGAGUCAACGACAGAGACGUCGCAAAUAACAGGGGAAUAUUCGACAGAGCCAUUUUACCAUUACACAACUUUAGAAUCUCCUACGAGUAAAUUGGAAACAACUACUGAAAGAUCAACUGAACGAUCUUUUGUAACAGAUUUUUUCACGAAAGAACCUUCAGUAACAAUGUAUUCUACGGAAGAAUCUUUGGAAACCUCAACGAUUGAACAGCCACGAACAAUAAUGCAAUAUAUUACGGAUCAACCUUCUACAACUAGUCAGUUUUCUAUCGAACAACAAUCAACGACAACACAGUAUUCAACAGAACAAUCUUUUACAACUCUAAAGUAUUCAACAGAAUCACCAUUGACAACUGAUCAAUAUACCAUUAAACAAGAAUUAACAACAACGCAAUAUCCUGAAAAAUCUUCUACAACUUCACAAUAUUCAACAGAACAUCUUUCAACGACUGAACAAUACACCGCGGAACAAUCUACAACUAAUGAAUAUGUCAUCGAACAACAACCAUCGACAAUACAGUAUUCAACAGAACUCUCAACUGAACAUACCACGGAACAGCAUUCAACAGUUCAACAAUAUUCUACGGAACAGCCACAAACAACUAUACAAUAUUCCACGGAACACUUACGAACAACAACACAAUACUCAACGGAACAACCUCCAACAACUAUUGAAUAUUCCAUCGAACAACAACCAACAACUAUACAGUAUUCAACAGAGCUUUCAACCACUGAACAUAUUACGGAACAACCUUCAACAGUUCAACAAUAUUCUACGGAGCAGCCACAAACAACUAUGCAAUAUUCCACGGAACACCUACGAACAACAACGCAAUAUUCUACGGAACAACCUUCAACAACUAAUCCAUAUUUCACCGAACAACAACCAGUAACAACACGGUAUUCAACAGAACUCUCAACUACUGAACAGAUCACGGAACAACCUUCAACAGUUCAACAAUAUUCUACGGAACAGCCACAAACAACUAUACAAUAUUCCACGGAACACUUACGAACAACAACACAAUACUCAACGGAACAACCCCCAACAACUAUUGAAUAUUCCAUCGAACAACAACCAACAACUAUACAGUAUUCAACAGAGCUUUCAACCACUGAACAUAUCACGGAACAACCUUCAACAGUUCAACAAUAUUCUACGGAACAGCCACAAACAACUAUACAAUAUUCCACGGAACACUUACGAACAACAACACAAUACUCAACGGAACAACCCCCAACAACUAUUGAAUAUUCCAUCGAACAACAACCAACAACUAUACAGUAUUCAACAGAGCUUUCAACCACUGAACAUAUCACGGAACAACCUUCAACAGUUCAACAAUAUUCUACGGAACAGCCACAAACAACUAUACAAUAUUCCACGGAACACUUACGAACAACAACACAAUACUCAACGGAACAACCCCCAACAACUAUUGAAUAUUCCAUCGAACAACAACCAACAACUAUACAGUAUUCAACAGAGCUUUCAACCACUGAACAUAUCACGGAACAACCUUCAACAGUUCAACAAUAUUCUACGGAACAACCUCCAACAACUAAUCGAUAUUUCACCGAACAACAACCAACAACUAUACAGUAUUCAACAGAACUUUCAACCACUGAACAUACCACGGAACAGCCUUCAACCAUUCAACAAUAUUCCACGGAGCAGCCACAAACAACGAUGCAAUAUUCCACAGAAUACUUACGAACAACAACGCAAUAUUCAACGGAACAACCUUCAACAACUAAUCCAUAUUUCACCGAACAACAACCAGCAACAACACGGUAUUCAACAGAACUCUCAACUACUGAGGAACGUCCAACAAUCCAACAGUAUUCCACGGAACAGACACACACAACAAUACAAUAUUCCACGGAACAACCUACAAUAACUGUACCAUACUCCACAGAGCUAGAACAAUAUUUCACAGAGUCAUAUCCCACAUUAACAACUCCUAUAAAUACUCCAGGGCAGAUACCUUGUGACCAAACCACCAUCAAUGAUUCCGAAUGUAAUAUCUGUUUGAACGAUACGUGUCGGCCCGUGUGCUUCAACCUAACAGUGAACCAGAGUACACCUAAUUGUAGCAUACUCCCAGAUACCAAAUGCAAAACGCACGACGACUGUCUCUCUCAAUUGGCCUGCAUAAACGAUCAGUGUCUGAACCCGUGCACUCUUCAUAAUCCUUGCGACUUCGUGGAAGUCUGCCAUGUUCAAGACCACAGGCCCGUUUGCGUGAAAGAUGUAAUAAACGAUAAGACAGACUGUCCCUACUGUCCAGCGGGUAUGGAGUGCGAUCCAGCGACGUAUACUUGCGUGAAAGCGGGUUGCACUAGCAACAAAGAUUGCCCGCUGACAGAGGCGUGCAUUGAGGGCACUUGUCAGGAACCUUGCCUCGUUUGGAAUCCUUGCACCAAAAACGCGAUCUGCGUUAACACCAAUCACCAAGCGGAUUGCAGCUGCGAGGACGGUUAUCAUGGAAAUGGAUUCUCCUACUGUGAACCAGAAGAAGAAAGCAGAAACGUAUGUCAAUACAACGAAGAUUGUCCAUCGAGCAAAUAUUGUGAUCGCCUUAACCGGAAGUGCAUCGACCCAUGCUUGGAGAACGAUUGUGGUGUGAACGCGAAUUGUUAUCCAGAGAAUCAUCAAGCUCAAUGCAAGUGUUUGCCUGGAUUCCAAGGAAAUCCUGAAAUUGGAUGCACACUAACGACCACCAAUCCGUGUGUUCCAAACCCUUGUGGUUUAGACGCCAUGUGCGAGAACGAUAAUGGCAAUCCUAUAUGCUUCUGUCCGAAAGGAUUGACUGGAAAUCCGUUUGAACAGUGUAUACCAGAAGGUGACCAGUGCCAAGAAAAUCCAUGUGGCGUUAAUUCUGGGUGUCGCGUGGUGUCAGGACAAGUGAGAUGCUUCUGUUUGCCAGGAUACGAGGGGAAACCACCUGCUUCUCCUUGCACGCUUCCUAGCAACCCUUGCGAACCAUCUCCUUGUGGACCUAAUACUCAAUGUACCGUAUUGAACAACGGCCUUUCGAAAUGUACUUGCCUACCAGGAUACAUCGAAAGUCCAAAUACGAUCAGGGGAUGCGUGCCUAAGUCUGAUCAGUGUAGUCCUAAUCCCUGUGGACUUGGCGCUAAAUGUGACUCGGAUAGAGUACCUCCUUGUUAUUGUCCGGAGCAUACCGUUGGAAAUCCUUAUCAGAGUUGCGCAGUAACUCCAGCAGAUACAUACUCACCUUGCCUGCUAGUUCCUUGCGGAAAGAACGCGGUCUGUGUCGAGGAGGACGGCAUUGGAAAAUGCAAGUGUAUUCCACCAUUUAUUGGGAACCCAUACAUGGACGGUUGCGAAGCGGAAUGUAUCGUGAACCAAGACUGCGACAAUCAUCUUGCGUGUUUCAAUCAGCAUUGUAGAGAUCCUUGUCCAGGUGUUUGCGGUUCCAAUGCAAAAUGCGAAGUGGUUGAUCAUGUUCCAGUUUGUUCUUGCUUACCUGGCUACACCGGCGAUCCGUUUGGCUCUUGCAAACUCGAGACGUCUCCUCUUCCAUCUCAGAAUCCUUGCAUGCCAUCACCUUGCGGACCGCACAGUAUCUGUCGCGUGAUGAACGAUCGUGCCGUUUGUUCGUGCAGUCCAGGAUAUCAUGGAACGUCGCCUAAUUGUCGUCCAGAAUGUCUAGUUAGCUCAGAGUGUCCUGCACACUUGGCUUGCAUCGGUCAAAAAUGUGGUGAUCCUUGCCCUGGUCUCUGUGGACAGAAUGCUUUAUGCCAGGUCGUCAAUCACAACCCCAUUUGCAGUUGUCCUUCGGAUUAUCUCGGUGAUCCUUUCACUCAAUGCGUCAAAGAAGAUAUACCACUGCCAAGACCAAAGAAUCCUUGUUUACCAUCGCCCUGUGGCCCGAACGCCGAGUGUCGUGUGCAAGAGGAUCAUCCAGUUUGCACGUGUAUCAGUGGAAUGUUCGGAGCACCGCCACUUUGCAGACCAGAAUGUUCGAUUCAUCAAGACUGUCCACAUUAUCUCGCCUGUGUUCAAAAGAAAUGCGUGGAUCCUUGUGCUGGUUCUUGCGGAUUUAAUACCAACUGCACCGUGCAGAACCAUCGGCCGAUGUGUCAAUGUAACGAAGGUUACGAAGGGGAUCCAUUCUCUGGAUGUAGCAAAGUUACUUUCCCAGUGCCACUGCCAUGCGACCCAUCGCCGUGUGGCGCGAAUGCAAUUUGCAAAGAACGAAACGGAGCUGGUUCGUGUAGCUGUUUACCCGACUACACCGGAGACCCAUAUCAAGGAUGUAGACCAGAAUGUGUUCAAAAUUCAGACUGUGUUCAUACGAAGGCUUGUAUAAACAAUAAAUGCAAGGAUCCAUGCGUGGGUGCGUGUGGUAUAAAUGCUCAAUGUCAAGUGAUCAAUCAUCAACCCUCGUGCAGCUGUCUCUCUGGCUACACGGGAGAUCCAUUAAAAUCCUGCCAUAUAUCGCCUGUUACACCACUGCCACGUGAUCCAUGCCAACCAUCACCGUGUGGAUCAUAUAGUAAUUGUCGCGUGAUCGACAAUCAUGCGGUUUGUUCCUGCCAACCAAAUUAUGUCGGUAGUCCUCCACAAUGUAGACCAGAGUGUGUGGUUAGCACAGAUUGCGCUCAGAACAUGGCUUGUAUCGAUCAGAAGUGCAGAGAUCCUUGUCCAGGCACUUGUGGUCAGAAUGCUGAUUGUCAAGUUAUCAACCAUAAUCCCGUAUGCAGUUGCACGUCUGGAUACACCGGAGAUCCGUUCUUUGGUUGUGUCAAAGAAGUGGAACCGAAACAACCUGGACCAAAACCAAGUGGAAAUCCAUGCAUUCCAUCGCCUUGCGGUCCGAAUUCUCAGUGUCGCGUGAUUGAUGGAUUCCCAGCAUGUUCCUGUCUACCGAAUUACGUAGGCAGAGCACCGAAUUGUCGACCGGAGUGUGUUAUUAACGAAGGAUGUCCUGGAAAUCUUGCAUGUCAGAACGAACAGUGUGUAGAUCCUUGCCCGGGAUCCUGUGGCGUGAACACUUACUGCAAUGUCGUGAAACACAAUCCAGUUUGUAUUUGCAAUACCGGGUACACUGGAAAUCCAUUCACUGAAUGCGUACCUAUCAUGAAAGUACCCACAACCACGGAACAACCGCGCACGCCAUGCAAUCCAUCUCCGUGCGGAGCGAACGCGAUCUGCAAUGAACGUAACGGCGUAGGAUCUUGCACUUGUCGUCCAGAAUACAUCGGCGAUCCCUAUACAGGAUGUCGACCAGAAUGUGUGACAAACACCGAUUGCGAUCGUAGCAAGGCUUGCCUGAACAAUAAAUGCGUGAAUCCAUGCCCUGGCACAUGCGGCCAGGGAGCAACUUGUCGCGUGAUCAAUCACGCUCCAUCGUGUUCCUGUCUUCCUGGUUUCACCGGGGAUCCUUUCAGCGCCUGCGUAGUGCUCGAAGUGACGCCAACUUCACCGCCACUAAAUCCCUGCGAACCAUCACCAUGUGGACCCAACAGCAACUGUCGUGUUCACAAUGGACACGCUGUGUGUCUUUGUCAACUAGGAUUUGUCGGUGUUCCUCCAACCUGUCGUCCAGAAUGCACAGUGAGCUCGGAAUGUUCUCAAAACAAAGCGUGCAUCGAUAACAAAUGCGCAGAUCCUUGUCCAGGUUCCUGUGGGUUGAACACUAAAUGUCUGACAGUGAAUCACAAUCCGAUUUGUACUUGCACUAAUGGAUACACUGGCAAUCCACUGGUUCAGUGCACCAAAGUUAACGUAUCACAACCACCGUUUAAGGAUCUUGGAAGUCCGUGCACUCCUAAUCCUUGCGGACCUAAUUCUCAAUGCAGAGUUAUUGGCUCUCAACCAGCUUGUUCUUGUUUGUCGAACUUCAUCGGUCGUCCACCGAAUUGUAGACCGGAGUGCACUGAUAACUCGGAUUGCUUCCAUUCGGCCGCGUGUAUUAACCAGAGAUGCAAGAGUCCUUGUCCCGGAGCCUGUGGAGAGCUGGCUAGGUGCUCCGUUCAGAAUCACGUUCCGAUUUGUACGUGUCCCGAGGGUUAUGAGGGCGAUGCCACUGUUCGAUGUACUCUGGCACCUCCUCCAGCAACGGACAUAAGCGUAACAAACCCAUGUUCUCCGAACCCAUGCGGUCCAAACGCUCAAUGUCGCGAAAGAAACGGUGCAGGAGCCUGUGCAUGUCCACCAGAUCUUAUCGGAGAUCCGUACGAUAACGCAAAAGGAUGUCACAGAGAGUGUGAAUCGAACAACGAUUGUGCUCCACAAUUAACCUGCGUUGGUUUCAAGUGUUCUGAUCCGUGCCCAAGCACUUGCGGUACAUUAUCCAUCUGUAAUGUUCAGGAACAUGUUCCGGUGUGUACUUGCCCUCCAGAAUACACGGGAGACCCGUACUUCGCUUGCGAAGUUAAGGAAAUAUCGAGAGAACCAUUGGAUCCAUGUUCACCAUCACCGUGUGGACCCAAUAGUAAGUGUCGCGAAGUGAAUGGUCAAGCAGUCUGCACGUGUCUUCCGGAAUACAGAGGAAUCCCACCGAACUGUAGACCUCACUGCGUGGUCAAUGCCGAAUGUCCAGCUCACUUGGCUUGUUUGAAUAAGAAAUGCACGGAUCCAUGUCCAAACACCUGUGGAUUGAGAGCAUUGUGUACUACUAAGAAUCAUAAUCCUAUUUGUACUUGUCCUGUUGGAUUUACAGGAGAUCCUUUCUCACUAUGCUCGCCUGCGCAAGAAGUUCAACCGUUCACGGAACGACCGCCGUCCUGCACUCCAUCACCCUGCGGUCCAAAUUCGCUGUGCCAGAUCAUAUCCGGAAAUCCAGCCUGCUCCUGUUUGCCAAAUUACAUCGGUGUUCCUCCAGAGUGCAGACCAGAGUGCAUUCUAAGCUCCGAAUGCAAGAGUCACCUUGCUUGUGUGAACCAGAAAUGUCAGGAUCCUUGUCCAGGAUCUUGUGGCGUUAAUGCUCAGUGUCACGUACUGAAUCACAUUCCUGUUUGCACCUGUAUGAAUGGUUUCACCGGUGAUCCGUUUACACAGUGCACAGUGAUUCCACCAACAACUGUACCAUCUGUGAGCGAUCCAUGCAGCCCAUCGCCUUGUGGACCUAACGCCCUAUGCAAAAAUGGAGAUUGCGAGUGUUUACCUGAAUAUAUCGGCAAUCCGUAUGAAGCUUGUCGACCAGAAUGUAUUCUCAAUUCGGAAUGUGCACGCGAUAAGACUUGUCUGAAGAAUAAGUGCAGAGAUCCUUGCCCUGGCACAUGCGGACAGAAUGCGGUGUGCGAUGUUGUGAAUCAUAUUCCUGUGUGUUCCUGUAUACCUGGAUACAUUGGAGAUCCGUUCGUCAGCUGUCGUGUUCAACCACAAGUUCCAGAAGCAAUGAGAGAUCCAUGCUCGCCCUCACCAUGUGGACCAAACAGCCAAUGUCGUAACAUCGAGGACCACGCAGUGUGUUCUUGUCUUCAGGGAUAUCUUGGAUCACCACCUUCGUGCAGACCAGAAUGCGUGGUCAGUACGGAAUGUCCUCCGACUCGUGCUUGCGUGAACAAAAAAUGUACGGAUCCCUGUUUGGGUUCUUGCGGCUUGAACGCCAGAUGCGAAGUGAUCAAUCAUUCGCCGAUCUGCAGUUGUCUUUCUGGACAGACUGGAGAUCCUUUCAAGAGCUGCUACGAUACUCCGAUCUUACCAGACGUCAAAGACACGGGAGACCCGUGCAAUCCAUCGCCAUGCGGUCCAAAUGCUCAAUGCCACAACGUGAAUGGCUAUCCAUCCUGUUCUUGUCUUCCAACCUAUAUCGGAACCCCGCCGUCUUGUCGUCCGGAGUGUCUCAUAAAUCCCGACUGCCCAUCGGACAAAGCUUGCGUAAAUUCCAAAUGCACGGAUCCUUGUGCAGGGUCCUGUGCCGAAAAUGCCAGGUGUUUGGUAGUCAAUCAUGCUGUUACCUGCUCAUGUCCAGCCGACUACACAGGAAAUCCUUUCGUCCAAUGUGUCGAAUUGGAUCAAGAACCAAUCAAUCCAUGCGAGCCUUCGCCUUGUGGUCCAAAUGCGAUCUGCCAACAGCGUGACAACGUCGGUGCUUGUAUUUGCAUCGACGAUUACCACGGAAAUCCCUAUGAAGGCUGUCAGCCAGAAUGCAUCCUCAGUUCAGACUGUCCAACGAACAAAGCCUGCGUUCGCAACAAAUGUGAAGAUCCGUGUCCAGGAAUAUGCGGCAUUCAGGCUCAAUGCUCCGUCAUCAACCACAUCCCUACUUGCACAUGUCAGCCUGGCUACGUAGGAGAUCCCUUCAGCAUCUGUAAUUUACCAAUCAAUGCAGACACUGAGCCUACUGUCACUGAUCCAUGUAGUCCUACGCCUUGUGGACCCAAUAGCUUGUGCAGAGCCGUGAAAUAUCAAGCUGUGUGUACUUGCCAGGAAUCAUUCGUUGGUUCUCCGCCUAACUGCAAGCCCGAGUGUGUCGUAAAUUCUGAAUGUCCUCAAAAUAGGGCUUGUUACAAAUACAAGUGUAAUGAUCCUUGUCCUGGAACGUGUGGAGUGGGAGCUAAUUGUCGUGUAAUUAAUCAUAAUCCGCUGUGCAGCUGCCCUCAGGGUACUACGGGAGAUCCUUUCUCUAGAUGCUAUCCUCAGACGGUCACACCAACGCCACCAGUGGGUGAUCCUUGCAGCCCAAGUCCGUGCGGCCUCUACGCAGAAUGUAGAGCAAUUGGCGAUCAAGCUGCUUGUUCAUGUCUCAAGAACUACAUAGGACUGCCACCAAAUUGUCGACCAGAGUGCGUCGUUAACACAGAUUGUCCUUCUAAUCAAGCCUGCAUCUCGGAAAAAUGCAGAGAUCCUUGCAUUGGAUCGUGUGGACAAAAUGCAGAUUGUAGGGUGCAGAAUCACAUUCCUGUCUGCUUGUGCCAACCAGGAUAUACCGGCGAUCCUUUCACGCUAUGCUCGCAGAUAAUAGAACAACCGAAGCCAGAAGAUCUGUGCAAUCCAUCCCCCUGUGGACCAAACGCAGAUUGCAGAGAGGGAAUCUGCACGUGCCUUCCAAACUAUUUCGGUGAUCCAUACUCGUACUGUCGUCCAGAAUGCACUAUGAAUUCGGACUGCUCUCGAGUAAAGGCGUGUGUCAAUCAAUUUUGCGUGGAUCCUUGUAUUGGCACGUGUGGAACCAAUGCGAAAUGCGACGUGGUCAAUCACAUUCCUAUGUGCAGCUGUUUCCCUGGUACCACUGGAGAUCCGUUCACACUGUGUCGACCACAGAUAUCUGAAGAACCAAGAAAACAACCAUGCACACCGUCUCCCUGUGGGCCGAACAGCAUUUGCAAGGUGGUGAACGAUCAUGCAGUCUGCUCUUGUCAGACUGACUUUAUCGGUAGUCCUCCUGCGUGCAGACCAGAGUGUGUAGUGAGUGCCGAGUGUCCGUUAACUCAGGCGUGUCUCGCUAACAAGUGUCAAGAUCCCUGUCCAGGAACUUGCGGACAGAAUACCAAGUGUCAAGUAGUCAAUCACAAUCCAAUAUGCAGCUGCUCCGAGGGACACACUGGCGAUCCUUUCACUAGAUGUUACAUCAUGCCCAGACAACCACCAGUACCAACGAACCCGUGUCAACCAUCUCCGUGUGGUCCGAACGCGGAGUGUCAAGUGCGAGGUGAUAGUUCAGCGUGUUCGUGUAUCGAAAAUUACAUCGGUGUUCCACCAAAUUGUAGACCUCAGUGUACGAUUAAUCCCGAGUGUCCGCCGCAUUUAGCGUGUAUGCAACAAAAGUGUCGCGAUCCGUGCGUCGGUCUGUGCGGUUUGAACGCUCAGUGUACGGUGGUGAAUCAUCACGCGGUGUGUGCUUGUGUCGAUGGUUACAGCGGAAAUCCGUUCAGCGUUUGCGAGGCGAUCCCGAAGGAUACACCCUUAGAUAUUAGGAAACCAUGCGAGCCUUCCCCCUGUGGUACCAACGCGAUCUGUCGCGAGAACAAUGGCGUCGGUUCCUGUUCCUGUCUGCCAGACUACAUUGGUGACCCCUACGAAGGAUGCAGACCUGAAUGUACCCAAAACCCCGAUUGCUCCAAGACGAUGGCCUGCAUGGGCCUCAAGUGCCGAGAUCCCUGUCCAGGAACCUGUGGAUUGCAAGCCCGUUGCGAAACGAUCAAUCACGUACCUGCGUGUUCAUGUAACCCUGGAUACACUGGCAAUCCGUUCACCUAUUGUUCCCCCAUCUCCGCUGCUCCAAACCCCAUAGAGUCAGACCCCUGUAGUCCGUCUCCAUGCGGACCGAAUAGUCAAUGUCGAAACGUCAACGACCAUGCUGUGUGUACCUGCCUGGCAAAUUUCAUUGGAAGCCCACCAACUUGUCGACCCGAAUGCGUGGUAAACAGUGAAUGUUCGAGGGAACUUGCGUGCAUUAAUCAAAAAUGCGCGUCCCCGUGCAUGAACUCGUGUGGUAUCAAUACGCAGUGUAAGGUGAUCAACCACAGCCCCAUAUGCAUCUGUAAUAUUGGAUAUACUGGUGAUCCGUUUACGAAAUGCUUCCCUACUCCACAAUCACCCCAGAAAGACACUGACCUCGCUCCCAAAGAUCCGUGCGUGCCAUCACCUUGUGGCAUGUACGCAGAAUGCAGGAACAUCGGUGGUACAGCCUCUUGUUCCUGUCUGCCAAGAUAUAUCGGAUCCCCACCGACCUGUCGACCGGAAUGUCGCGUGAAUUCAGAUUGCCCCAUGAAUCUUGCGUGUACCAAUGAGAAGUGCAGAGAUCCUUGCCAAGGAUCCUGUGGUGUCACGUCCCUGUGCACGGUUUACAAUCACGUGCCUGUGUGCACCUGCCCUGAAGGAUACACCGGCGAUCCUUUCAGCAAUUGCUAUCCCGCACCCAUUAAACCAACUGAACCAACUAUUGUUGACCCUUGUGCAUCCUCACCAUGUGGACCUAAUGCACGUUGCGACGAUGGAAUUUGCACAUGUUUACCAGAGUAUCAGGGAGAUCCUUACGUUGGUUGUCGACCAGAGUGCGUACUGAAUACGGAUUGUCCUCAGAAUCGAGCAUGCAUCAGGAACAAGUGUGUUGAUCCUUGCCCCGGCACAUGUGGCCGAAAUGCGCAGUGUCUGAUAUUCAAUCAUGUGCCCAUGUGCAGCUGUCCUAGUGGAAUGGUCGGAAAUGCAUUUGUUCAGUGCACUGCCCUUCAAGAUACUGUAAAGAGGAAUCCUUGUUCGCCGUCACCCUGUGGACCAAAUAGCGUGUGUAGAGAGAUCAAUGAACAGCCAGUGUGUUCCUGCGUAGCAGGAUUCCUGGGUGCACCACCUACCUGUAGACCAGAAUGUACAGUUAGUUCAGAUUGUCCUUUAUCAGAAGCUUGUACCAACCAGAAAUGUGUCAAUCCCUGUCCCGGUUCAUGUGGAUUCAGAGCUACUUGUAACGUUGUCAAUCAUAAUCCUAUAUGCAGUUGUCCAUCAGAACUCACUGGCGAUCCAUUUGUUCAGUGUGUUCUACGACCACCCGAGCCCGUAGUGCCACAAAACCCAUGCGAACCUUCUCCAUGCGGACCCAAUGCAGAAUGCAGAGUGGUCAAUGACGCUCCCUCUUGCUCUUGUUCGCCGGAAUUCAUAGGCACACCUCCCAAUUGUAGACCCGAAUGUAUCAGUAACAGCGAAUGUUCUGGUCACAUGGCGUGUAUGAAUCAGAAAUGUAGAGACCCUUGUCCGGGAUCCUGUGGUGCUAACGCUGAAUGUCGCGUUGUCAGUCACACACCUAUGUGUGUGUGUCCGAGCGACUAUACCGGUGAUCCCUUCACUCAAUGUACACCUAGACCACCUGUCCCUGUGAAUAUUUCUCCAUGCACUCCUUCGCCAUGUGGCUUCAACGCGAUAUGCAAAGAACAAAACGGUAUAGGUUCGUGUUCCUGUUCGCUCGAUUACAUUGGCAACCCUUACGAAGGUUGUCGUCCUGAAUGUGUCGUUGAUACGGACUGUCCAUCUACCUUGAGCUGUAUACGUUCUAAAUGUCAAGAUCCUUGUCCAGGCACUUGUGGAACGAACACAGAGUGCAAGGUUAUCAAUCAUCGUCCUGCGUGCACGUGUAUUCAAGGUUACAGUGGAAAUCCAUUCCAAUACUGCACCUUGAUGCGUGAAUUAGAAGAUAAACCGACGUACAAGGACCCAUGCAAUCCUUCACCUUGCGGACCAAACAGUCAAUGUCGAGUAGUAAAUGAUCAAGGGGGUUGUUCCUGUCUGCCAGAAUAUACAGGCGUACCUCCAAUGUGCCGACCUGAGUGCGUUCUAAACUCAGAGUGUCCUCAAGAUCGUGCAUGUAUUAACCAGAAAUGCGUGGACCCGUGUCCAGCUUCUUGUGGUACAUUCGCUACAUGCGUGGUCAGGAAUCACAGUCCAAUCUGUGCAUGUAGGCAAUCAUACACGGGGGAUCCCUUCACCAGAUGCUUCCCUAUUCCACAAGCUACGCCUCCUACAGCACUCGAAGUUACACAACCAUGUUUGCCUUCUCCUUGCGGUCCAAAUUCAGAAUGUCGUGUGGUUAAUGGUGGGCCAUCUUGUCAAUGUCGACCAUCUUAUAUUGGAAGUCCUCCAAACUGUCGUCCAGAGUGUACAGUGAAUUCUGAUUGUUCUCCUAGUCAAGCUUGCAUGAGAGCAAAAUGCGGAGACCCUUGCCCAGGUUCUUGUGGAUCUAAUGCUCAGUGCACUGUACUCAAUCACGUUCCUAUAUGUUCCUGCUUCGAAGGAUACACGGGAGAUCCUUUCAGUAACUGUCAUCCUGCUCCCGUUAAGCCAACUGAACCCACUGUUACUGACCCUUGUACACCAUCGCCUUGUGGUCCCAAUGCACGUUGUGACAAUGGAAUUUGUACAUGUCUAUCAGAAUAUCAGGGUGAUCCAUACGUAGGUUGUCGUCCAGAAUGUGUACUGAAUACGGACUGUCCUCAGAAUAGAGCUUGUUUAAGAAACAAGUGCGUUGAUCCUUGUCCUGGUACAUGUGGUGUCAAUGCAGAAUGUUUAGUAUACAAUCACGUGCCCAUGUGCAGUUGUCCUAAUGGAAUGGUUGGAAACGCAUUCGUUCAGUGCACAAUUCUUCAAGAUACCGUCAAAGGAAACCCAUGUUCGCCUUCACCGUGUGGACCAAACAGUGUUUGUCGAGAGAUCAAUGGUCAGCCUGUUUGCUCCUGCGUAGCAGGAUACUUAGGAGCACCACCAACUUGCAGACCAGAAUGUACAGUCAGUUCCGAUUGUCCACCGACACAGGCUUGCACCAAUCAGAAAUGUGUCAAUCCUUGCCCCGGUACAUGUGGGUUUAGAGCCAUUUGCAAUGUUGUCAAUCAUAAUCCGAUAUGCAGCUGUCCACCUGAACUCUCUGGCGAUCCAUUUGUUCAGUGUGUUCCACGACCACCCGAGCCCGUAGUGCCACAAAACCCAUGUGAACCAUCUCCGUGUGGACCCAAUGCAGAAUGCAGAGUCAUCAAUAGUGCACCCUCUUGCUCCUGUUUGUCGGAAUUCAUAGGAGCCCCACCUAAUUGCAGGCCCGAAUGUGUUAGCAAUAGCGAAUGUCCUAGUCAGUUUGCCUGUAUGAAUAAAAAAUGCAGGGAUCCUUGUCCUGGAUCUUGUGGGGCUAACGCCGAGUGUCGUGUUGUUAGUCAUACACCUAUGUGUAUUUGCCCUGAUCGCUAUACCGGUGAUCCUUUCACUCAGUGUACACUCAAACCACCUGUUCCCGUCAAUCUCUCCCCAUGUAGUCCAUCGCCGUGUGGUUUCAAUGCGAUAUGUAAAGAACAGAACGGUGUCGGUUCAUGUUCCUGUGCAGCCGAUUACAUCGGCAAUCCUUACGAAGGGUGCCGCCCUGAGUGUGUCGUUGACACGGACUGUCCAUCAGCAUUAAGUUGUAUACGCUCUAAAUGCCAAGAUCCCUGCCCAGGUACCUGUGGCACGAACGCAGAAUGCAAGGUCAUCAACCAUCGCCCUGCGUGCACGUGCUUCCGAGACUACACUGGAAAUCCAUUCCAAUACUGUAACUUGAUACGUGAAAUAGGUACGAAAAAUCUCUCAAAUGAUCCGUGCAAUCCUUCUCCCUGUGGACCAAACAGUCAGUGUCGCGUAGUAAACAGUCAAGGAGUCUGCUCCUGUCUACCAGAAUUCACGGGUGCUCCUCCUAUGUGUCGCCCCGAGUGUACUCUAAAUUCCGAGUGCCCUGAAGAACGUGCAUGCGUUAACCAGAAAUGUGUGGACCCGUGUCCCGCAUCUUGUGGCACAUUUGCUACAUGCGUGGUAAAAAAUCACAGUCCAAUUUGUGCUUGCAGAGAAGCAUACACUGGAGAUCCAUUCACUAGAUGUUUCCCCAUCCCACCCUUACCACCAGCCACAGUCGAACCUUCACAACCUUGCUUGCCAUCUCCUUGUGGUCCAAAUUCAGAGUGUCGUGUAGUUAACGGAGGUCCAUCUUGUCAAUGUCUACCAACUUACAUUGGAAGUCCACCAAACUGUCGUCCAGAGUGUACAGUUAGCUCUGACUGUUCUCCCAGUCAAGCCUGUAUAAGACAAAAAUGCAGAGAUCCUUGUCCAGGGUCUUGUGGCUCUAACGCACAGUGUACAGUAUCGAAUCACGUCCCUGUAUGUUCGUGUCUAAGUGGGUACACAGGAGAUCCUUUCAACAGUUGCAAUCUUGCUCCUGUUAAACCAACUGAACCCACGAUUAUUGACCCUUGUGCAUCAUCACCUUGUGGUCCCAAUGCACGUUGCGACAGUGGAAUCUGUACAUGUUUACCAGAGUAUCAGGGAGAUCCUUACAUUGGUUGUCGACCAGAAUGUGUGUUGAACACAGAUUGCCCUCAGAAUCGUGCUUGUUUGAGAAACAAGUGUGUUGAUCCUUGUCCUGGUACUUGUGGCAUAAAUGCAGAAUGUCUGGUGUACAGUCACGUGCCCAUGUGCAACUGUCCCAACGGAAUGGUUGGAAACGCAUUUGUUCAGUGCACUGUUCUCCAAGGUACAAAUUAAGAAAUUUCAUUUGCGAUGAUAAUUUAAUUCUCAACUCACACGCCUCUGACUGUCUCCCAUUAUAUUUUAACGAUAGAUACCAUAAAAAUAAACCCUUGUUCACCUUCACCAUGUGGACCAAACAGUAUUUGCCGAGAGAUCAAUGGACAGCCCGUUUGUUCGUGCGUAGCAGGAUUCCUAGGUGCUCCUCCAACUUGUAGACCAGAAUGUAUACUUAGUUCUGAUUGUUCUCUAUCAGAAGCUUGUAGUAAUCAAAAAUGUGUUAAUCCUUGUCCUGGCUCAUGUGGAUUCAGAGCUACUUGUAACGUUGUCAAUCAUAAUCCUAUAUGCAGCUGCCCACCAGAUCUCACUGGCGAUCCAUUUGUUCAAUGUACCCCACGCCGUAAGCAGUCACCUGAGCCCAUUGUGCCACAAAACCCAUGCGAACCUUCUCCAUGCGGACCAAAUUCUCAAUGUAGAGUUGUCAACGAUGCUCCCUCAUGUUCUUGUUCUCCAGAAUUCAUAGGCGCACCUCCGAAUUGUCGACCGGAAUGUGUCAGUAAUAGCGAAUGUCCUAGUCAGUUUGCUUGCAUCAAUCAGAAAUGCAGAGAUCCUUGUCCUGGAUCCUGCGGGGCGAACGCGGAGUGUCGUGUUGUCAGUCAUACUCCAAUGUGUGUUUGUCCUGAGGAUUAUACUGGUGACCCCUUCACACAGUGUACACCAAGACCACCUAUCCCCGUCGAUAUUUCUCCAUGCACCCCAUCACCGUGUGGUUUCAACGCGAUAUGCAGAGAACAAAGUGGUGUAGGGUCCUGUUCCUGUUUAAAUGAUUAUAUUGGCAAUCCCUAUCAAGGAUGUCGCCCAGAAUGUGUCGUUGACACUGACUGUUCAUCCACAUUGAGCUGCAUACGCUCUAAAUGUCAGGAUCCUUGUCCCGGCACCUGUGGUACGAACGCAGAGUGCCAAGUCAUCAAUCAUCGUCCUGCAUGCACUUGUCUCCAAGGUUACAGUGGAAAUCCCUUCCAAUACUGUACAGUAAUCCGGGAAAUAGAAGAUAAACCAACGUACAAGGAUCCAUGCAACCCUUCACCUUGCGGACCAAAUAGUCAAUGUCGAAUAAUUAAUGAUCAAGGUGUUUGCUCUUGCCUGGCUGAAUUCACUGGCACACCUCCCAUGUGUCGUCCCGAGUGUACUUUAAAUUCAGAAUGUUCACAAGAUCGUGCGUGUGUUAACCAGAAAUGUGUUAAUCCAUGUCCUGCUUCAUGUGGAACUUUUGCCACUUGCGUUGUCAGGAACCAUAGUCCAAUUUGUGCCUGCCGAGACUCGUAUACUGGAGAUCCGUUCACUAGAUGUUUCCCCAUCCCACAAGCCUUACCACCAUCCACAGUCGAACCUUCACAACCGUGUUUGCCAUCCCCUUGUGGUCCUAAUUCGGAGUGCCGUGUAGUUAACGGAGGUCCAUCCUGUCAAUGUCUACCAACUUACAUUGGAAGUCCACCAAACUGUCGUCCAGAAUGUACAGUAAACUCUGAUUGUUCCGCAAGCCAGACUUGCAUGAGACAAAGGUGCAGAGAUCCUUGUCCAGGUUCAUGUGGUUCCAAUGCCCAGUGCACGGUGCUCAAUCACGUUCCUAUAUGCACCUGUUUCGAAGGAUACACUGGAGAUCCUUUCAGUAACUGCAAUCUCUCUCCCGUCAUACCAAGUAAGAAAGAUGUUGAUCCCUGUGCAUCAUCACCUUGUGGGCCCAAUGCACGUUGCGACAAUGGAAUAUGUACAUGUUUGGCAGAAUAUCAAGGGGACCCUUAUAUGGGUUGUCGACCAGAAUGUGUACUGAACACAGACUGUCCUCAGAAUCGGGCUUGUUCAAGGAAUAAAUGCAUCGAUCCUUGUCCUGGUACAUGUGGUUUAAAUGCAGAAUGUUUAGUAUACAAUCACGUGCCUAUGUGUAGCUGUCCCGCUGGUAUGAUUGGAAAUGCUUUCGUUCAGUGCACUGUCUUCCAAGGUACAGUUCAAAGAAAUCCAUGUUCGCCUUCGCCGUGUGGACCAAACAGCGUUUGUCGAGAGAUCAAUGGUCAGCCUGUCUGCUCCUGCGUAGCAGGAUUCUUAGGAGCACCACCAACUUGUAGACCAGAGUGCACAGUCAGUACUGAUUGUCCAUUGACACAAGCUUGUACCAAUCAGAAGUGUGUAAAUCCAUGCCCGGGUUCAUGUGGAUUCAGAGCUGUUUGCAAUGUUGUCAAUCAUAAUCCUAUAUGCAGUUGUCCAGCAGACCUCGCUGGUGAUCCGUUUGUUCAAUGUGUUCCACCACCACCCGAACCCGUAGUGCCACAAAACCCAUGCGAACCUUCUCCAUGCGGACCAAAUUCUCAAUGUAGAGUUGUCAACGAUGCUCCCUCAUGUUCUUGUUCUCCAGAAUUCAUAGGCGCACCUCCGAAUUGUCGACCGGAAUGUGUCAGUAAUAGCGAAUGUCCUAGUCAGUUUGCUUGCAUCAAUCAGAAAUGCAGAGAUCCUUGUCCUGGAUCCUGCGGGGCGAACGCGGAGUGUCGUGUUGUCAGUCAUACUCCGAUGUGUGUUUGUCCUGAGGAUUAUACUGGUGACCCCUUCACGCAGUGUACACCAAGACCACCUGUCCCCGUCAGUCUUUCUCCGUGCACCCCAUCACCAUGCGGUUUCAAUGCGAUAUGCAAAGAGCAAAACGGUGUUGGAUCUUGUUCCUGCUUGUCUGAUUACAUUGGUAAUCCUUAUGAAGGGUGUCGACCCGAAUGUGUCAUUGAUACCGAUUGUGCAUCCACAUUGAGCUGUAUACGAUCCAAAUGUCAAGAUCCUUGUCCAGGGACUUGUGGUACAAAUGCAGAGUGUAAGGUCAUAAAUCACCGCCCUGCAUGUACAUGCAUUCAAGGUUACAGUGGGAAUCCCUUCCAAUUCUGUACUCUCAUACGGGAGAUAGAAGAUGACACGAAAUACAAAGAUCCGUGCAACCCUUCACCUUGCGGACCCAACAGUCAAUGUCGCGUCGUAAAUGGGCAAGGUGUCUGCUCUUGUCUACCAGAAUUCACGGGUGCUCCUCCUAUGUGUCGCCCCGAGUGUACUCUAAAUUCCGAGUGCCCUGAAGAACGUGCAUGCGUUAACCAGAAAUGUGUUAAUCCAUGCCCUGCUUCAUGUGGAACAUUCGCCACUUGCGUGGUCAGAAACCAUAGCCCGAUUUGUGCCUGCAGAGAUUCGUAUACUGGCGAUCCAUUCACCAGAUGUUUCCCUAUUCCACCUACACCACCUACAGCAAUUCAAGUUUCGCAACCUUGUUUGCCCUCUCCUUGUGGUCCAAAUUCAGAAUGUCGUGUGAUCAAUGGUGGCCCAUCUUGCCAGUGUCGGUCAACUUACGUUGGAAGUCCACCAAACUGUCGGCCAGAAUGUACGGUCAACUCCGAUUGUUCCCCUAGUCAGGCCUGCAUGAGAGAAAAAUGCAGGGACCCUUGUCCAGGUUCUUGUGGUUCCAACGCUCAGUGCACGGUGCUCAAUCACGUUCCCAUAUGUUCCUGCUUCAACGGAUACACCGGAGAUCCUUUCAGCAAUUGUUAUCCAAUUCCGGUGAUACCAACGGAACCGUCUGUGGUUGAUCCUUGCGCAUCAUCACCUUGUGGUCCCAAUGCACGUUGCGAAAGUGGUAUUUGUACAUGCUUGACAGACUAUCAGGGUGAUCCAUAUGUUGGGUGCCGACCAGAGUGCGUACUGAAUACAGAUUGUGCCCAGAAUCGGGCUUGUUUGAGAAACAAAUGUGUCGAUCCUUGCCCUGGUACUUGCGGUCGAAACGCGGAAUGUCUCGUAUACAAUCAUAUACCCAUGUGCAGUUGCCCGAGUGGAAUGGUUGGAAAUGCGUUUGUACUGUGCACUGUCGCUCAAGAUACCAUAAAGGGCAACCCAUGCUCUCCUUCGCCUUGCGGACCAAACAGUAUCUGUCGCGAAAUCAAUGGUCAACCUGUCUGCUCCUGCGUAUCUGGAUUUUUGGGAACACCACCUACCUGUAGACCAGAGUGUACAGUCAGCUCCGAUUGUCCCCUGACACAAGCUUGUAGCAACCAGAAAUGUGUCAAUCCAUGCUCUGGCACAUGUGGGUUCGGAGCCAUCUGCAACGUCGUCAAUCAUAAUCCCAUAUGUGGCUGCCCGCCUGAACUUACAGGCGAUCCAUUUGUCCAAUGUGUCCCACGACGUAAGAUUUCUUGCUUCUGUAUCCCAGUUACUAAUGAAAAUUUAAAAAAUCAUAAUGCUAAUUCUCUUUUAGCACCCGAGCCCCCAGUAGCGCAAAAUCCAUGCGAACCCUCUCCGUGUGGACCCAAUGCAGAAUGCAGAGUCGUCAAUGAUUCUCCGUCUUGCACUUGUUUAUCUGAAUUCAUAGGCAGCCCACCCAAUUGCAGACCCGAGUGUGGCAGCAAUAGCGAAUGCCCCAGUCAGUUGGCUUGCAUCAAUCAGAAGUGCAGAGAUCCUUGUCCUGGAUCCUGCGGGGCAAACGCGGAGUGUCGUGUUGUCAGUCAUACCCCUAUGUGUGCCUGUUUGAACGACUAUACCGGCGACCCCUUCACUCAGUGUACACCUACGCCACUUGUUCCCGUCAAUCUCUCCCCAUGUAGUCCAUCACCGUGUGGUUUCAAUGCUAUAUGCAAAGAACAAAACGGUGUCGGAUCAUGUUCCUGUGCUGCUGAUUACGUCGGCAACCCUUAUGAAGGAUGCCGCCCCGAAUGUGUCGUUGACACUGACUGUCCGUCUACACUGAGCUGUAUACGUUCCAAAUGUCAAGAUCCCUGUCCAGGUACCUGUGGCACUAACGCAGAAUGCAAGGUUAUCAAUCACAGGCCUGCGUGCACAUGCGUUCCUGGUUACAGUGGAAAUCCCUUCCAAUACUGCUCCGUAAUACCCGCAAUAGAGGACGAAACGAAGUAUAAGGAUCCCUGCAGUCCUUCGCCUUGCGGACCCAACAGCCAGUGUCGCGUAGUAAACGGACAAGGAGUCUGCUCCUGUCUGCCAGAAUUCACUGGCACGCCACCCAUGUGCCGCCCCGAGUGUACUUUAAAUUCGGAAUGCCCACAAGAUCGUGCCUGUGUUAGUCAGAAAUGUGUUAAUCCAUGCCCUGCUUCAUGUGGAACUUUUGCCACUUGCGUUGUCAGGAACCAUAGCCCAAUUUGUGCCUGCAGAGACUCAUAUACCGGAGAUCCGUUCACUAGAUGUUUCCCCGUUCCACCUACACCACCUACUGCAAUUGAAGUUUCGCAACCUUGUUUGCCCUCUCCUUGUGGUCCAAAUUCUGAAUGUCGUGUGGUCAAUGGUGGCCCAUCUUGCCAGUGUCGGUCAACUUACGUUGGAAGUCCACCAAACUGUCGGCCAGAAUGUACGGUCAACUCCGAUUGUUCCCCUAGUCAGGCCUGCAUGAGAGAAAAAUGCAGGGACCCUUGUCCAGGUUCUUGUGGUUCCAACGCUCAGUGCACGGUGCUCAAUCACGUUCCUAUAUGUUCCUGCUUCAACGGAUAUACCGGAGAUCCUUUCAGCAAUUGUUAUCCAAUUCCGGUGACACCAAUUGAACCGUCGGUUGUUGACCCUUGCUCAUCAUCACCUUGUGGCCCCAAUGCACGCUGUGAAAGUGGAAUAUGUACAUGCUUGACAGACUAUCAGGGUGAUCCAUAUGUUGGAUGCCGACCAGAGUGUGUACUCAAUACCGAUUGUGCUCAAAAUCGCGCUUGUUUGAGAAACAAAUGCGUCGAUCCUUGCCCUGGUACUUGUGGUCGAAAUGCAGAGUGUCUAGUAUACAAUCAUGUGCCCAUGUGUAGUUGCCCAAGUGGAAUGGUUGGAAAUGCAUUCGUACUGUGCACUGUCGCUCAAGAUACCGAAAAGGGUAACCCAUGCUCUCCUUCGCCAUGUGGACCAAACAGUAUCUGUCGAGAAAUCAAUGGACAACCUGUCUGCUCCUGCGUAGCAGGAUACUUAGGAGCACCCCCAACUUGCAGACCAGAAUGUACAGUCAGUUCCGAUUGUCCACCGACACAGGCUUGCACCAAUCAGAAAUGUGUCAAUCCUUGCCCCGGUACAUGUGGGUUUAGAGCCAUUUGCAAUGUUGUCAAUCAUAAUCCGAUAUGCAGCUGUCCACCUGAACUCUCUGGCGAUCCAUUUGUUCAGUGUGUUCUACGACCUCCCGAGCCCGCUGUACCGCAAAAUCCAUGCGAACCCUCUCCGUGUGGACCCAAUGCAGAAUGCAGAGUCGUCAAUGAUUCUCCGUCUUGCACUUGUUUAUCUGAAUUCAUAGGCGCCCCACCCAAUUGCAGACCCGAGUGUGGCAGCAAUAGCGAAUGCCCCAGUCAGUUGGCUUGCAUCAAUCAGAAGUGCAGAGAUCCUUGUCCUGGAUCCUGCGGGGCAAACGCGGAGUGUCGUGUUGUCAGUCAUACCCCUAUGUGUGCCUGUUUGAAUGACUAUACCGGCGACCCCUUCUCUCAGUGUACACCUACGCCACUUGUUCCCGUCAAUCUCUCCCCAUGUAGUCCAUCACCGUGUGGUUUCAAUGCUAUAUGCAAAGAACAAAACGGUGUCGGAUCAUGUUCCUGUGCUGCUGAUUACGUCGGCAACCCUUAUGAAGGAUGCCGCCCCGAAUGUGUCGUUGACACUGACUGUCCGUCUACACUGAGCUGUAUACGUUCCAAAUGUCAAGAUCCCUGUCCAGGUACCUGUGGCACUAACGCAGAAUGCAAGGUUAUCAAUCACAGGCCUGCGUGCACAUGCGUUCCUGGUUACAGUGGAAAUCCCUUCCAAUACUGCUCCGACGAAACGAAGUAUAAGGAUCCCUGCAGUCCUUCGCCUUGCGGACCCAACAGCCAGUGUCGCGUAGUAAACGGACAAGGAGUCUGCUCCUGUCUGCCAGAAUUCACUGGCACGCCACCCAUGUGCCGCCCCGAGUGUACUUUAAAUUCGGAAUGCCCACAAGAUCGUGCCUGUGUUAGUCAGAAAUGUGUUAAUCCAUGCCCUGCUUCAUGUGGAACUUUUGCCACUUGCGUUGUCAGGAACCAUAGCCCAAUUUGUGCCUGCAGAGACUCAUAUACCGGAGAUCCGUUCACUAGAUGUUUCCCCGUUCCACAAGCUACACCACCUACUGCAAUUGAAGUUUCGCAACCUUGUUUGCCCUCUCCUUGUGGUCCAAAUUCUGAAUGUCGUGUGGUCAAUGGUGGCCCAUCUUGCCAGUGUCGGUCAACUUACGUUGGAAGUCCACCAAACUGUCGGCCAGAAUGUACGGUCAACUCCGAUUGUUCCCCUAGUCAGGCCUGCAUGAGAGAAAAAUGCAGGGACCCUUGUCCAGGUUCUUGUGGUUCCAACGCUCAGUGCACGGUGCUCAAUCACGUUCCUAUAUGUUCCUGCUUCAACGGAUAUACCGGAGAUCCUUUCAGCAAUUGUUAUCCAAUUCCGGUGACACCAAUUGAACCGUCGGUUGUUGACCCUUGCUCAUCAUCACCUUGUGGCCCCAAUGCACGCUGUGAAAGUGGAAUAUGUACAUGCUUGACAGACUAUCAGGGUGAUCCAUAUGUUGGAUGCCGACCAGAGUGUGUACUCAAUACCGAUUGUGCUCAAAAUCGCGCUUGUUUGAGAAACAAAUGCGUCGAUCCUUGCCCUGGUACUUGUGGUCGAAAUGCAGAGUGUCUAGUAUACAAUCAUGUGCCCAUGUGUAGUUGCCCAAGUGGAAUGGUUGGAAAUGCAUUCGUACUGUGCACUGUCGCUCAAGAUACCGAAAAGGGUAACCCAUGCUCUCCUUCGCCAUGUGGACCAAACAGUAUCUGUCGAGAAAUCAAUGGACAACCUGUCUGCUCCUGCGUAGCAGGAUACUUAGGAGCACCCCCAACUUGCAGACCAGAAUGUACAGUCAGUUCCGAUUGUCCACCGACACAGGCUUGCACCAAUCAGAAAUGUGUCAAUCCUUGCCCCGGUACAUGUGGGUUUAGAGCCAUUUGCAAUGUUGUCAAUCAUAAUCCGAUAUGCAGCUGUCCACCUGAACUCUCUGGCGAUCCAUUUGUUCAGUGUGUUCUACGACCUCCCGAGCCCGCUGUACCGCAAAAUCCAUGCGAACCCUCUCCGUGUGGACCCAAUGCAGAAUGCAGAGUCGUCAAUGAUUCUCCGUCUUGCACUUGUUUAUCUGAAUUCAUAGGCGCCCCACCCAAUUGCAGACCCGAGUGUGGCAGCAAUAGCGAAUGCCCCAGUCAGUUGGCUUGCAUCAAUCAGAAGUGCAGAGAUCCUUGUCCUGGAUCCUGCGGGGCAAACGCGGAGUGUCGUGUUGUCAGUCAUACCCCUAUGUGUGCCUGUUUGAAUGACUAUACCGGCGACCCCUUCUCUCAGUGUACACCUACGCCACUUGUUCCCGUCAAUCUCUCCCCAUGUAGUCCAUCACCGUGUGGUUUCAAUGCUAUAUGCAAAGAACAAAACGGUGUCGGAUCAUGUUCCUGUGCUGCUGAUUACGUCGGCAACCCUUAUGAAGGAUGCCGCCCCGAAUGUGUCGUUGACACUGACUGUCCAUCUACUCUGAGCUGUAUACGUUCCAAAUGUCAAGAUCCCUGUCCAGGUACCUGUGGCACUAAUGCAGAAUGCAAGGUCAUCAAUCAUCGGCCAGCGUGCUCAUGCAUUCCUGGUUACAGUGGAAAUCCCUUCCAGUACUGCUCCGUAAUGACCGCAAUCGAGGAUGAGAUGAAGUAUAAGGAUCCCUGCAGUCCUUCGCCUUGCGGACCCAACAGUCAGUGUCGCGUAGUAAACGGACAAGGUGUCUGCUCUUGUCUGGCAGAAUUCACGGGUACACCUCCCAUGUGUCGUCCUGAAUGUACUUUAAAUUCAGAAUGUCCACAAGAUCGUGCCUGCGUUAACCAGAAAUGUGUUAAUCCAUGUCCUGCUUCGUGUGGAACUUUCGCCACUUGCGUUGUCAGGAACCAUAGUCCAAUUUGUGCGUGCCGAGACUCAUAUACUGGAGAUCCAUUCACUAGAUGUUUCCUCAUCCAACCCUUACCACCAUCCACAGUCGAACCUUCACAACCGUGUUUGCCAUCCCCUUGUGGUCCUAAUUCGGAGUGCCGCGUAGUUAACGGCGGUCCAUCCUGUCAAUGUUUAUCAUCUUACAUUGGAACUCCACCAAACUGUCGUCCAGAAUGUACAGUAAACUCUGACUGUUCACCAAGUCAAGCCUGCAUGAGAGAAAAAUGCAGGGACCCUUGUCCAGGCUCCUGUGGUUCCAACGCUCAGUGCACGGUGCUCAAUCAUGUUCCUAUAUGUUCCUGCUUCAAUGGAUACACUGGAGAUCCCUUCAGCAACUGUUACCCUGCACCCGUGGCACCAACGGAACCGUCAGUGGUUGAUCCUUGCGCAUCAUCACCUUGUGGUCCCAAUGCACGUUGCGAAAGUGGAAUCUGUACGUGUAUGACAGACUAUCAGGGUGAUCCAUAUCUUGGAUGCCGACCAGAGUGCGUACUGAAUACCGAUUGUGCCCAGAACCGCGCUUGUUUGCGAAACAAAUGUGUCGAUCCUUGUCCUGGUACUUGCGGUCGAAAUGCAGAGUGUCUAGUAUACAAUCAUGUGCCCAUGUGUAGUUGUCCAAGUGGAAUGGUUGGAAAUGCGUUCGUUCUGUGUACUGUCGCUCAAGAUACCGUAAAGGGCAAGCCAUGCUCUCCUUCGCCUUGUGGGCCAAACAGCGUCUGUCGAGAAAUCAAUGGACAAUCUGUCUGCUCCUGUGUAUCUGGAUUCUUGGGAACUCCACCUACAUGUAGACCAGAGUGUACAAUCAGCUCUGAUUGUCCUUUGACACAGGCUUGUAGCAAUCAGAAAUGUGUCAAUCCAUGCUCUGGUACAUGCGGGUUCAGGGCCACCUGCAAUGUCGUCAAUCAUAAUCCUAUAUGUAGCUGCCCACCAGAACUUACAGGCGAUCCAUUCAUUCAAUGUGCGCCGAGACCACCCGAGCCCAUUGUACCACAAAAUCCAUGCGAACCCUCUCCGUGUGGACCCAAUGCAGAAUGCCGAGUCGUCAAUGAUGCUCCCUCUUGCUCUUGUUUAUCGGAAUUCACAGGCACCCCACCCAAUUGCAGACCCGAAUGUGGCAGUAAUAGCGAAUGUCCAAAUCAGUUGGCUUGCAUCAAUCAGAAAUGCAGAGAUCCUUGUCCUGGAUCCUGCGGGGCAAACGCGGAGUGCCGUGUUGUCAGUCAUACCCCUAUGUGUGCCUGUUUGAACGACUAUACUGGUGAUCCCUUCAGUCAAUGUUCUCCUAUACCAGCUGUCCCCGUGAAUCUUUCGCCAUGUAGUCCAUCACCUUGUGGCUUUAACGCUAUAUGCAAAGAGCGAAAUGGAGUAGGUUCCUGUUCCUGUUUAUCUGAUUAUAUCGGUAACCCCUACGAUGGGUGUCGUCCCGAGUGUGUCGUUGACAGUGAUUGUCCAUCUACACUGAGCUGUAUACGUUCCAAAUGUCAAGACCCCUGCCCUGGUGCCUGUGGCACAAACACGGAGUGCAAGGUCAUUAAUCACCGACCUGCGUGCACAUGCAUUCCGGGUUACAGUGGAAAUCCCUUCCAAUACUGUUCCAUAAUUCCCGCAAUAGAGGAUGAAACGCAAAAUAAGGAUCCGUGCAACCCUUCACCUUGCGGUCCAAACAGUCAAUGUCGCAUUGUAAAUGGGCAAGGUGUCUGCUCUUGCCUGGCUGAAUUCACUGGCACACCUCCCAUGUGUCGUCCCGAAUGUACUUUAAAUUCAGAAUGUCCUCAAGAUCUUGCAUGCGUUAAGCAGAAAUGUGUUAAUCCAUGCCCUGCUUCGUGUGGAACUUUCGCCACUUGCGUUGUCAGAAACCAUAGCCCAAUUUGUGCCUGCCGAGACUCAUAUACCGGAGAUCCAUUCACUAGAUGUUUCCCCAUCCCACAAGCCUUACCACCAUCCACAGUCGAACCUUCACAACCGUGUUUGCCAUCCCCUUGUGGUCCUAAUUCGGAGUGCCGUGUUGUCAACGGAGGUCCUUCUUGUCAAUGUCUAUCAACUUACAUUGGAAGUCCACCAAACUGUCGUCCAGAAUGUACAGUAAACUCUGACUGUUCACCUAGUCAAGCCUGCAUGAGAGAAAAAUGCAGGGACCCUUGUCCAGGCUCCUGUGGUUCCAACGCUCAGUGCACGGUGCUCAAUCAUGUUCCUAUAUGUUCCUGCUUCAAUGGAUACACUGGAGAUCCCUUCAGCAACUGUUACCCUGCACCCGUGGCACCAACGGAACCGUCAGUGGUUGAUCCUUGCGCAUCAUCACCUUGUGGUCCCAAUGCACGUUGCGAAAGUGGAAUCUGUACAUGUCUGACAGACUAUCAGGGUGAUCCAUAUCUUGGAUGCCGACCAGAGUGCGUACUGAAUACCGAUUGUGCCCAGAACCGCGCUUGUUUGCGAAACAAAUGUGUCGAUCCUUGUCCUGGUACUUGCGGUCGAAAUGCAGAGUGUCUAGUAUACAAUCAUGUGCCCAUGUGCAGUUGUCCAAGUGGAAUGGUUGGAAACGCGUUCGUUCUGUGCACUGUCGCACAAGAUACCGUAAAGGGUAACCCAUGCUCUCCUUCGCCUUGCGGACCAAACAGCGUCUGUCGAGAGAUCAAUGGUCAACCUGUCUGCUCCUGCGUAGCAGGAUUCUUAGGGGCUCCACCUACAUGUAGACCGGAGUGUACAGUCAGUUCCGAUUGUCCUCUGACACAAGCUUGUGGCAACCAGAAAUGUGUCAAUCCAUGCUCUGGAACAUGCGGGUUUAGAGCCACUUGCAACGUCGUCAAUCAUAAUCCCAUAUGUGACUGCCCACCUGAGCUUACAGGCGACCCAUUUGUCCAAUGUGUCCCACGACCUCCCGUGCCCGCUGUACCGCAAAAUCCAUGCGAACCCUCUCCGUGUGGACCCAAUGCAGAAUGUAGAGUCGUCAAUGAUGCUCCGUCUUGCUCUUGUUUAUCUGAAUUCAUAGGCACUCCGCCCAAUUGCAGACCCGAAUGUGGCAGUAAUAGCGAAUGUGCAACUCAUUUGGCUUGUAUCAAUCAGAAAUGCAGAGAUCCUUGUCCUGGAUCUUGUGGGGCCAACGCGGAAUGUCGCGUUGUCAGUCAUACACCUAUGUGUGCCUGUUUGAACGACUAUACCGGCGACCCCUUCUCUCAGUGUGCACCUACGCCACUUGUUCCCGUCAAUCUCUCCCCAUGUAGUCCAUCACCGUGUGGUUUCAAUGCUAUAUGCAAAGAACAAAACGGUGUCGGAUCAUGUUCCUGUGCUGCUGAUUACAUCGGCAACCCUUAUGAAGGAUGCCGCCCCGAAUGUGUCGUUGACACUGACUGUCCAUCUACUCUGAGCUGUAUACGUUCCAAAUGUCAAGAUCCCUGUCCAGGUACCUGUGGCACUAAUGCAGAAUGCAAGGUCAUCAAUCACCGGCCUGCAUGCAGUUGCCUUCCGGGUUACAGUGGAAAUCCCUUCCAAUAUUGCUCGAUAGUGCCCGCAAUAGAGGAUGAGACGAAUUAUAAGGAUCCCUGCAGUCCUUCGCCUUGCGGACCCAACAGUCAGUGUCGCGUAGUAAACGGGCAAAGUGUCUGCUCUUGUCUAGCAGAAUUCACUGGCACACCACCCAUGUGUCGCCCCGAGUGUACUUUAAAUUCAGAAUGUCCUCGAGAUCGUGCAUGCGUUAACCAGAAAUGUGUUAAUCCAUGUCCUGCUUCGUGUGGAACUUUCGCCACUUGCGUUGUCAGAAACCAUAGCCCAAUUUGUGCCUGCCGAGACUCAUAUACCGGAGAUCCAUUCACUAGAUGUUUCCCCAUCCCACAAGCCUUACCACCAUCCACAGUCGAACCUUCACAACCGUGUUUGCCAUCCCCUUGUGGUCCUAAUUCGGAGUGCCGUGUAGUUAACGGAGGUCCAUCCUGUCAAUGUUUAUCAUCUUACAUUGGAAGUCCACCAAACUGUCGUCCAGAAUGUACAGUAAACUCUGACUGUUCACCUAGUCAAGCCUGCAUGAGAGAAAAAUGCAGGGACCCUUGUCCCGGCUCCUGUGGUUCCAACGCUCAGUGCACGGUGCUCAAUCAUGUUCCUAUAUGUUCCUGCUUCAAUGGAUACACUGGAGAUCCCUUCAGCAACUGUUACCCUGCACCCGUGGCACCAACGGAACCGUCAGUGGUUGAUCCUUGCGCAUCAUCACCUUGUGGUCCCAAUGCACGUUGCGAAAGUGGAAUCUGUACAUGUCUGACAGACUAUCAGGGUGAUCCAUAUCUUGGAUGCCGACCAGAGUGCAUACUGAAUACCGAUUGUGCCCAGAACCGCGCUUGUUUGCGAAACAAAUGUGUCGAUCCUUGCGCUGGUACUUGCGGUCGAAAUGCAGAGUGUCUAGUAUACAAUCAUGUGCCCAUGUGUAGUUGUCCAAGUGGAAUGGUUGGAAAUGCGUUCGUUCUGUGUACUGUCGCUCAAGAUACCGUAAAGGACAACCCAUGCUCUCCUUCGCCUUGCGGACCAAACAGCGUUUGUCGAGAGAUCAAUGGUCAGCCCGUUUGCUCCUGCGUAGCAGGAUUCUUAGGGGCUCCACCUACAUGUAGGCCGGAGUGUACAGUCAGUUCCGAUUGUCCUCUGACACAAGCUUGUAGCAACCAGAAAUGUGUCAAUCCAUGCUCUGGGACAUGCGGGUUCAGAGCCACUUGCAACGUCGUCAAUCAUAAUCCCAUAUGUGGCUGCCCACCUGAGCUCACAGGCGACCCAUUUGUCCAAUGUGUCCCACGACCUCCCGAGCCCGCUGUACCGCAAAAUCCCUGCGAACCCUCACCGUGUGGACCCAAUGCAGAAUGCAGAGUCGUCAAUGAUUCUCCGUCUUGCACUUGUUUAUCUGAAUUCAUAGGCGCCCCACCCAAUUGCAGACCCGAGUGUGGCAGCAAUAGCGAAUGCCCCAGUCAGUUGGCUUGCAUCAAUCAGAAGUGCAGAGAUCCUUGUCCUGGAUCCUGCGGGGCAAACGCGGAAUGUCGUGUUGUCAGUCAUACCCCUAUGUGUGCCUGUUUGAAUGACUAUACCGGCGACCCCUUCUCUCAGUGUACACCUACGCCACUUGUUCCCGUCAAUCUCUCCCCAUGUAGUCCAUCACCGUGUGGUUUCAAUGCUAUAUGCAAAGAACAAAACGGUGUCGGAUCAUGUUCCUGUGCUGCUGAUUACAUCGGCAACCCUUAUGAAGGAUGCCGCCCCGAAUGUGUCGUUGACACUGACUGUCCAUCUACUCUGAGCUGUAUACGUUCCAAAUGUCAAGAUCCCUGUCCAGGUACCUGUGGCACUAAUGCAGAAUGCAAGGUCAUCAAUCACCGGCCUGCAUGCAGUUGCCUUCCGGGUUACAGUGGAAAUCCCUUCCAAUAUUGCUCGAUAGUGCCCGCAAUAGAGGAUGAGACGAAUUAUAAGGAUCCGUGUAGUCCUUCACCCUGCGGACCCAACAGUCAAUGUCGCGUAGUAAACGGCCAAGGUGUAUGCUCCUGUCUGCCGGAAUUCACGGGAGCGCCUCCUAUGUGUCGCCCUGAGUGUACUUUAAACUCUGAAUGUCCUCAAGAUCGUGCAUGCGUUAACCAAAAAUGCGUGAACCCUUGUCCCGCUUCGUGUGGCAGUUUCGCAUCUUGCGUGAUCAGGAACCACAGUCCAAUAUGUGCUUGUAGGCCAUUAUAUACUGGAGAUCCUUUCACAAGAUGUUUCCCCGUGCCACAAUCCUCACCACCUACAGAGGUUGAAACUUCACAACCUUGUUUACCUUCUCCUUGUGGCCCAAAUUCAGAAUGUCGUGUGGUCGGUGGAGGCCCAUCUUGUCAGUGUCGACCAAAUUUCGUUGGAAGUCCACCAAAUUGUCGGCCAGAAUGUACAGUGAAUUCUGACUGUUCUCCUAGUCAAGCCUGCGUGAGGGAAAAGUGCACAGACCCCUGCCCAGGUUCUUGCGGUUCGAAUGCUCAAUGUAUGGUACUCAGUCACGUUCCUAUAUGUUCCUGCUUUGAAGGAUAUACGGGUGAUCCUUUUAAUGGUUGCAACCUAACUCCCGUUAGUCCAACAGGACCAACUGUUGUUGAUCUAUGUGCAUUAUUGCCUUGUGGCGCUAACGCACGUUGCAAUGAUGGAAUCUGCACUUGUCUACCAGAGUAUCAGGGUGACCCUUAUGUUGGUUGUCGACCAGAAUGCGUAUUAAAUGGGGAUUGCCCUCAAAAUAAGGGUUGUCUGAGAAACAAGUGUGUUGAUCCUUGCCCUGGUACAUGUGGUGUUAAUGCACAGUGUCAAACAUACAAUCAUGUGCCCAUGUGCAGCUGCCCAAGUGGAAUGGUGGGAAACGCCUUCGUUCAAUGCAAUGUUGUACAAGAAACCGGAAAGGAAAACCCUUGCUCUCCUUCGCCUUGUGGACCUAACAGUGUCUGUCGAGAGAUCAAUGAACAAGCAGUCUGUUCGUGUGUAGCAGGAUAUUUAGGUUCUCCACCUACCUGUAGACCAGAAUGUACAGUCAGUUCCGAUUGUCCUCUAACAGAAGCGUGUAACAAUCAAAAAUGUGUAAACCCCUGUCCUGGUACAUGUGGAUUUAGAGCCACCUGCAAUGUUGUCAAUCACAAUCCUGUAUGUAGCUGUCCAGCUGAUCUCACUGGCGAUCCAUUUGUGCAGUGUGUUCUACGACCACCUGUGCCCGUAGUGCCACAAAAUCCAUGUGAACCCUCUCCAUGUGGUCCAAAUUCAGAAUGUAAAGUCGUAAAUGAUGCUCCUUCCUGUUCCUGUUCGUUAGAAUUUAUAGGCACUCCUCCCAAUUGUAGACCCGAAUGUGCCAGUAACAGCGAAUGUCCAAGUCAGUUGGCUUGCAUUAAUCAGAAAUGCAGAGAUCCUUGUCCUGGAUCCUGCGGGGCGAACGCCGAGUGUCGUGUCGUCAGUCACACUCCGAUGUGCGUCUGCCCUGAAGAUUAUACUGGCGAUCCUUUCACUCAAUGUGCACCUAGACCACCUGUCCCCAUCAAUAUUUCUCCAUGCACUCCAUCACCAUGUGGUUUCAACGCGAUAUGCAAAGAACAAAACGGCGUAGGUUCAUGCUCCUGUUUAACCGAUUAUAUGGGCAAUCCCUACGAAGGAUGUCGCCCAGAAUGUGUGGUUGACACUGAUUGUUCAUCUACAUUGAGUUGCAUACGCUCUAAAUGCCAAAAUCCCUGCCCUGGUACUUGUGGCACGAACACAGAAUGCAGGGUCAUUAAUCAUCGUCCUGCGUGCACGUGCAUUCAAGGUUACACUGGAAAUCCAUUCCAAUAUUGCACCCCCAUUCCACAAAUAGAUGAAACGCAAAAUAAGGAUCCGUGCAACCCUUCACCUUGCGGACCAAACAGUCAAUGUCGCAUUGUAGAUGGGCAAGGUGUCUGCUCUUGCUUGGCUGAAUUCACUGGCACACCUCCCAUGUGUCGUCCCGAGUGUACUUUAAAUUCAGAAUGUCCACGAGAUCGUGCGUGCGUUAACCAGAAGUGUGUUAAUCCAUGUCCUGCCUCUUGCGGAACAUUCGCCACUUGUGUAGUCAGGAACCAUAGUCCAAUCUGUGCGUGCAGAGAAUCAUAUACCGGAGAUCCUUUCACCAUAUGUUUCCCCGCGCCACAAGCUACACCUCCAACAGCAGUCCAAGUUACACAACCCUGUUUGCCUUCUCCGUGUGGUCCAAAUUCGGAGUGCCGUGUAGUUAACGGAGGUCCAUCUUGUCAAUGUCUACCAACUUAUAUUGGAAGCCCUCCUAACUGUCGACCAGAGUGUACAGUAAACUCUGACUGUUCCCCUAGUCAAGCUUGCAUGAGAGAAAGGUGCAGAGAUCCUUGCCCAGGUUCUUGUGGUUCCAAUGCUCAAUGUAUGGUCUUGAAUCAUAUCCCAAUAUGCUCCUGCUUCGAAGGAUACACGGGAGAUCCUUUCAGCAAUUGCUAUCCAGCUCCUAUUAGACCAACGGAACCAAAUGUUGUCGAUUCCUGUGCAUCGUUGCCUUGUGGUCCUAAUGCACGUUGCGACAAUGGAGUCUGUACAUGUUUACCAGAGUACCAGGGUGACCCUUAUGUUGGAUGCCGACCAGAAUGCGUAUUAAAUACGGAUUGCCCUUUGAAUCGAGCUUGUAUAAGAAACAAGUGUGUCGACCCUUGUCCUGGAACAUGUGGCUUAAAUGCAGAGUGUCGCGUAUAUAAUCACGUUCCCAUGUGCAGUUGUCCCAGUGGAAUGGUUGGAAAUGCGUUUGUUCAGUGCAAUAUCCUACAAGAUACCGUAAAAGGAAACCCAUGUUCACCCUCGCCGUGUGGACCAAACAGUGUUUGUCGAGAGAUUAAUGGUCAGCCUGUCUGCUCCUGUGUAACAGGCUAUUUAGGAGCACCACCUUCUUGUAGACCAGAAUGUACAGUCAGCUCCGAUUGUCCCUUGACAGAAGCUUGUAAUAAUCAGAAAUGUGUAAAUCCUUGCCCCGGUUCAUGCGGAUUCAGAGCUACUUGCAACGUUGUAAAUCACAAUCCUAUAUGCAGCUGUCCACCUGAACUCUCUGGCGAUCCAUUUGUUCAGUGUGUUCCACGACCGCCAGUUCAGCCAGAACCGAUAAACGUUUGCCAGCCAUCACCAUGCGGACCCAAUGCUCAGUGCCAAAUAUCAGGAAAUUCACCUUCAUGCAGUUGUUUACCCGAAUUUAUCGGUUCACCGCCAUAUUGCAAGCCAGAAUGCAUUAGUAACAGCGAAUGCCCUACAAAUUUGGCGUGCAUAAAUCAAAAGUGUCGCGAUCCUUGUCCCGGUUCCUGUGGCGCCAAUGCAGAAUGCAGAAUAAUUAGCCACACGCCUAUGUGCGUUUGCUCUUCGGGUUUCGUUGGUGAUCCAUUUGUACAGUGUACUCCAAAACCAGUUAUCCAAGAUCAAGAAAUAGAGAAACUCACCCCAUGUGUACCAUCUCCUUGUGGAUCUAAUGCAGUGUGUAACGAACAAAACGGCGCAGCAUCCUGUAAAUGCAUCACUGAUUAUAUUGGCAAUCCUUAUGAAGGAUGUCGGCCAGAGUGUAUCGUUAAUUCCGAUUGCUCGGCUGAUCAAGCUUGUGUUAGAUCCAAAUGUCAGAACCCUUGUCCAGGAUUCUGUGGAUACAAUGCAAUGUGUCAAGUUGUUAAUCAUGUUCCAUUAUGUACCUGUCAAUCUGGAUAUACCGGAGAUCCGUUCGUUCAAUGUAACUUUAUUCAAGCUCCGCCGGAACCAGCUGACCCUUGUAAUCCGUCACCCUGCGGUCUGAACAGUCUGUGUCGUGUAUUCAAUGGACAGGCUAUCUGUUCGUGUUCACCUACGUUUUUGGGAUCUCCACCGAUGUGUAGGCCAGAGUGUACGGUCAGCUCAGAGUGUACAACAAACCGUGCUUGCAAAAACCUCAAAUGCGUCGACCCCUGCCCUGGAAUUUGUGGUAUCAAUGCUAGAUGUGAGGCCAUUAAUCACAGUCCGAUCUGUAGCUGUAACGUAGGAUAUACUGGCGAUCCCUUCGUUAGAUGUUUCAAAGUUCCAACGGUAUCCGAACCAGUGAACCCUUGCGUGCCAUCGCCCUGUGGCCCGUUCUCUGUGUGUCGCGUCGUUGGAAACGCGGGCCUACCAAGCUGUACCUGUAUGGACGAUUACAUAGGAACUCCUCCAAACUGUCGACCGCAAUGUACUAUCGAUUCAGAAUGUGCCAGUAACCGAGCUUGCCUCAGACAAAAGUGUACAGAUCCUUGUCCAGGUUCCUGUGGUACUGGAGCAGAAUGUUUAGUAGUGAAUCACAUGGCUGUGUGCACUUGUCCCCAAGGAUUCACAGGCGAUUCAUUUGUCAAUUGUUUCCUAGAAUCUCCUCCUUCACCAACAGCACCCCAAGAUGCCUGCAACCCCUCACCGUGUGGAUCGAACGCACUGUGUCGCGAUGGUACAUGCACUUGUCUACCAGAAUACCACGGUGAUCCAUAUUACGGAUGUCGUCCGGAGUGUGUCCAGAACCCAGACUGUCCUUUAGACAAAGCUUGCAAUCGUAACAAGUGUUUUGAUCCUUGUACCGGUGUCUGCGGACAGAAUGCCGAAUGCGUGGUGAUAAAUCAUACUCCCAUGUGCAGUUGCCCCGAUGGCAUGUCAGGAAACGCGUUCACAGCAUGUUUCCCAGUGAAAGACCCAGAGAUAGUACAACCUUGCAACCCGUCACCCUGUGGUCCUAAUAGUAGGUGUCAGGACAUCAGUGGACAGGCAGUGUGUUCGUGUGCCCCUGGUUACAUAGGAAACCCACCAGCUUGUCGACCUGAAUGUAUAGUUAACAGUGACUGUCCAUUGAACGAAGCUUGCGUGAAUCUCAAAUGUAGAGACCCGUGUCCUGGAUCCUGUGGAGUAUCAGCUAGGUGUCAGGUCGUCAAUCAUAAUCCUAUUUGCAGCUGUCCUUCGAUAUUCACUGGUGACCCCUUCGUGCGUUGUUUACCUAAACCUGAAGAACCAGUACAACCAACCAGCCCGUGUCAGCCAUCACCGUGCGGUCCAAACGCAGUUUGUCAAGUGGUUAAUAACUCUCCGUCGUGUUCUUGUAAACCAGAAUUUAUUGGUGUUCCGCCAAACUGCAAGCCAGAGUGUAUCAGUAAUAGCGAAUGCGGUAGUCACUUGGCGUGUAUCGAGCGUAAAUGCAGAGACCCUUGCGCCGGUUCUUGUGGUUCGAACGCGGAAUGUCACGUUGUGAAUCAUGUUCCAUCGUGCAUUUGCUCGAAGGACUUCACGGGAGAUCCGUUCGUUCAGUGCAUUGCCAGACAACCGGAUACAACAGUCGUACCUAGACCCUGCCAACCCUCUCCGUGCGGAGCAAACGCCAUUUGUCGCGAACAGAAUGAUCUUAGUUCCUGUACCUGUUUGCCCGAGUACAUCGGCAAUCCUUACGAAGGAUGUCGACCAGAAUGCACUAGAUCAUCGGACUGUCCCUCUCAUUUAGCUUGUAUCAGAUCCAAAUGUCAAAAUCCUUGCCCUGGUUCUUGUGGCUCCAAUACCAACUGUCAAGUAGUGAACAAUCUACCUGUGUGCACUUGUAUCCCGCAAUACACUGGCGAUCCAUACGUGAAUUGCAUAUACAAAGCUCCCACAAUUGACGAAGACGAGCGAGACGUAUGCCAACCAUCCCCUUGUGGUCCGAAUAGCCAGUGCCAGAAAGUAAAUGGUCAGGCAGUGUGCUCGUGUCAGCCUCAAUAUGUAGGAACCCCACCGAACUGUAGACCAGAGUGUGUCGUGAAUUCGGAAUGUAACUCGAAUCUCGCGUGUAUUAACCAGAAGUGUAGAGAUCCUUGUCCUGGUACUUGUGGCCGUAACGCACAGUGCAAGGUUGUGCACCACAGUCCGAUUUGCAGCUGUGGAAGCGGUUUGACGGGAGAUCCGUUUGUUUACUGUUUCCCUGUUCCAAUGCCAAAACCGGAAGAGCCGUACCCUAAGGAUCCCUGCACUCCAUCCCCCUGUGGUUCAAACGCCAUGUGCAAGGCCGUUGGAGAAACUCCAGUCUGCACUUGCAUAAACAACUACAUCGGAGUGCCACCAAAUUGUCGACCGCAAUGUUCCAUCAAUUCAGAUUGUACAGCAGACAAAGCUUGCAUUAGAGAGAAGUGUAGAGAUCCCUGUCCAGGAUCUUGCGGCGUGAACGCACGCUGUACAGUUGUCAAUCAUACGCCAGCUUGCACUUGUCCCGAAGGAUACACCGGCGAUCCUUUCACCAGCUGUUCACCAAUUCCUCCGCCAAUCAUCUCAGAAGCCCCAACAGACCCAUGCAACCCAUCACCGUGUGGACCAAACGCACAAUGCAAUAAUGGCGUGUGCACUUGCUUGCCUGGUUAUCUGGGCGACCCAUACACCAUUUGCCGCCCUGAAUGUGUUAUCAACACCGACUGUUCCCGAAACGAAGCCUGCCUACUGCACAAAUGCAGAAAUCCCUGUGUAGGAACCUGUGGGGUAAACGCAGAGUGCACCGUGAUCAAUCAUCUACCUAUGUGCAGUUGUCCUAGGAACAUGACAGGCAAUGCUUUCGUUUCGUGUAAUCCUAUUCAAGAAACCACCGCAGUUGAUCUAUGCAACCCAUCACCCUGCGGUUCGAACAGCCAUUGUCGUCCUUCCAACGGUCAAGCUGUCUGCAGCUGCGUUACUGGAUUCAAAGGAUCGCCACCAUUCUGUAGAGCAGAGUGUAUCGUUAGCACAGAUUGCCCUCGAAACAGAGCUUGCAGUAACCAAAAAUGCAUCGACCCUUGUCUCGGUGCUUGUGGAUUGUCUGCUCAAUGUUCCGUGAUCAAUCAUAAUCCUGUUUGUAGCUGCUUCGAGCAGUAUACCGGAGAUCCAUUUAUUCAAUGUGUCCCACAAAUAAAAGAGCCAGAUACCCCGAUAAAUCCUUGUCAGCCAUCGCCUUGUGGUCCAAACGCUCGAUGCCAAGUCACCAACAACGCACCCUCGUGUUCUUGUCUUCCUGAAUUCGUAGGAGUCCCACCAUAUUGCAAACCCGAGUGUCUGAGUAAUACAGAAUGUUCAGCGCAGCAGGCUUGCAUCAAUCAGAAAUGCGCGGAUCCUUGCCCUGGCUCCUGUGGCAGGAACACAGAGUGCAGGACGAUUAGUCACACCCCUAUGUGCACUUGUGCAAGCAAUUUCACUGGAAACCCGUUCGUACAAUGUACACCCCAACCAAUCGAAGAUAGACCACAGAAACUCAACCCCUGCCAGCCAUCUCCCUGUGGUCCGAACGCCAUUUGUCGCGAAUCGUACGGCACAGCCCGGUGCACCUGUUUACCUGACUUCUAUGGUAAUCCAUACGAAAAUUGUAGGCCAGAGUGUAUUAUCAAUGCCGACUGCCCAUCUAACCGAGCCUGUAUAAGGAAUAAGUGUCAAGAUCCCUGUCCAGGAACCUGUGGCUUUAACGCUGAUUGCCAAGUGGUGAAUCACAUUCCAAUUUGCAGUUGUAGCUCAGGUUACACUGGCGAUCCAUUUACAGCUUGCAGCAUACUUAAACAACCCCCUGUGACAAGUCUGACGAAUCCCUGCGAACCUUCACCCUGUGGACCAAACAGUAAGUGCGCCAAUGUGAAUGGCCAAGCCACUUGUUCUUGCCUUCCCGAUUUCAAAGGCACACCACCAGGAUGUAGGCCAGAGUGUGUUGUUAGCACAGAAUGUGCUAGCAACAGAGCUUGUGUGAAUCAGAAAUGCGUUGACCCUUGUCCUGGAGUUUGUGGGAUAAACGCGAGAUGCGAGGUUUUCCAUCACAGUCCCAUUUGUAGCUGCGAUCCUCGUCAGACGGGAGAUCCGUUUGUAAAGUGUUUCGAUGUGACCACACCAAGUCCACCUGUGCCUGUAAACCCAUGCGUUCCAUCGCCCUGCGGCCCAUUCUCUCAAUGUCAAGACAUAGGAGGCAUUCCAUCCUGCUCCUGUUUGCCCAAUUACGUUGGCUCAGCCCCCAACUGUCGACCAGAAUGUUCAAUUAAUUCAGACUGUACCAGUGACAAGGCUUGCAUCAGAGAAAAGUGUAGAGACCCGUGUCCAGGAUCCUGUGGAACGAACGCAUACUGCAAUGUGAUUAAUCAUACACCUGUUUGCACUUGCCCUACAGAUUACACGGGAGAUCCCUUCACCAGUUGCCGCCUAACACCCACACCUGUACUCCCAGUCUCACCAGACCCGUGCAAUCCAUCGCCUUGCGGUCCGAACGCGCUAUGUCGAAAUGGCGUGUGCAGCUGCAUAAGCGAAUAUCGUGGUGAUCCUUAUCAAGGUUGUCGACCAGAAUGCGUGCAGAAUUCCGAUUGCACGUUUGAUAGAGCUUGCUCCAACAAUAAAUGCGUGGACCCUUGCACUGGAAUCUGUGGACAGAAUGCUGAGUGCGUUGUGGUUAACCAUAUUCCCACUUGUAGUUGCGUUGAGAAUCACGAAGGAGAUCCAUUUACCCUCUGCAGACCUAUUAGAAAACGCGUGAAACCCUGCGAACCUUCACCCUGUGGACCCAACAGCGUUUGCCGCGAGUUUGGCGAACAAGCUUCUUGUUCCUGUCUCUCUGGAUAUUUUGGAACUCCACCCAGCUGUAGACCCGAAUGUUUGGUGAACUCUGACUGCGAACAGAGCAGAGCUUGCGUGAACGAACGCUGUCAGAACCCGUGUGAAAACGUGUGCGGUCAAGGCGCGUUGUGUAACGUACGAAACCAUAAUCCCAUUUGCAGUUGCCCCGCACAGUAUUCCGGUGAUCCAUUCGUCAGCUGUUUCCCCAUGAAACCGCAGUACGAAGAACCCAGCCAGGACCCAUGCAAACCCUCGCCAUGUGGACCAAACUCCCAAUGCACAGUAUCACCAGACAAUAAAGCCUCCUGCGCCUGUAUGCCUGAAUUUGUAGGCUCUCCUCCCAAUUGUAGGCCAGAAUGUCUCGUGAACAGCGAAUGUCCCAGCAAUCAAGCUUGCGUUAGACAGAAGUGUACCGAUCCCUGUACAGGACUCUGCGGCACUGACGCUCUCUGCCAAGUUACCCUGCAUUACAUCCGUUGCGUGUGUCCCGAGGGAUACACUGGAAAUCCAUUCGCUAUUUGUUCCGUGGCCAGCACGCCUGUAGAACCACCGACACCUUCGAGACCGUGCAAUCCUUCACCGUGUGGAACUAACGCGUAUUGUCGCGAGAGACACAAUACUGCGUAUUGCGAGUGUCUGCCAGAUUUCAGGGGAAAUCCGUAUGAAGGCUGUCAACCAGAGUGUUUGGUGAACACUGACUGCCCGAAAUCCCAAGCUUGUAUUCGAACCAAGUGUCAAGAUCCUUGUCCCGGUACUUGUGGCGUUGGAGCCAUUUGUACUGUGUCCAAUCAUAUUCCAAUUUGUUCCUGUCCUUUACCUACUAUCGGAGACGCGUUCACCAUCUGCCAUGCUGUUCCUCAAGUACCAAAGGACAGAGAUCCUUGCUCACCAUCUCCAUGUGGACCUAACACAAUCUGCCAAAAGAUCGGCGACUCGGCAGUCUGCAAGUGUUUGCCCGGUCUUCAAGGAGUUCCUUCGAGUGUCACAGGCUGUCAUCCAGAGUGUGUGAUCAGCUCUGAUUGUCCAGGAGACAAGGCUUGCAUCAGCAACAAAUGCAUAAAUCCUUGCACGCAAAACGUGUGUGGUAUCAAGGCUACGUGUCAAGCUAUCAAUCACAGUCCCCUCUGCAGUUGUACAUCUCCGUUGAUCGGCAAUCCAUUCGAAGAAUGUUACACCAAAAUUGAAACCGAUCCUUGUAAUCCAUCUCCGUGCGGCUAUAACGGCGAAUGUCAAGUUAGAAACGGCGUUGGAGUGUGCAUUUAUCCGGAAUGUGUCAUUAAUUCCGACUGUCCACGAGACAAGGCUUGUUUCGCCCAGAAAUGCAGAGACCCUUGCAUCGGUGCUUGUGGUAUUAAUUCACUGUGUCAGACGGUCAACCACAAGCCUGUCUGCUCCUGUCCGUAUGGAUUUACUGGCAACGCUCGCAUACAGUGCACCGUUCUAACAGUCGAAGAACCAACUGCAGAGUGCACUCAGAACUCCGAAUGUCCGAACGACAAGACUUGUUACAAUCAAAAAUGCGUCGAUCCUUGCACACUGGAUUCCUGUGGCUUCAACAGUCGUUGUCACGUACAAAUGCAUCGAGCUGUCUGCGUCUGCAACGAAGGCUUCACUGGCAAUCCUCAACAAUACUGCGGCGAAAUUGGUUGUCGCGGUGACAGCGACUGUCCGUUGACUCAAUCUUGCAUCAACAACGAGUGCAUAGACGCUUGCUCUGUGACACAGUGCGGUGUGAAUGCAUUCUGCAGAUCCGAUGGAUACCAUAGACCAAGAUGCUACUGUUCUGAUGGAUACUUAGGAAAUCCGUACCAAACAUGCGAGAGACCAGAGUGCGUUAGUGACAACGACUGUCCAUCGUCUUUAGCCUGUCGCGAUUCAAAAUGUGUAAAUCCUUGCGAUUGUCCGCCAUCAGCGCAAUGUUUCGUGAUUAAUCAUCGUCCUAUUUGUCGAUGCCCUCCGGGUUACGUGGGUAAUCCAUAUACCUCGUGUCUAAUGGAACCGAUCGAACCACAGCCACAGUGUCAAGUAGAUGGAGACUGUCCCAGCAAACUGGGCUGUUUCAAUGGCGUUUGUAAAGAUCCGUGUGUCGAAACCAAACCUUGCAUCGCUGGGGCGAAGUGUACCGUCGUAGACACUUUACCAAUGAGAACCAUGGUCUGCGAAUGUUUGCAAAACUUUGCUGGAGACGCGACCGUCGCUUGUAUUCCCGUGGACAAGAAGAUCGAAGCCAUUUGUAAAUCCGACACUCAAUGCUCUUCAAACAUGGCCUGUCUGAACGAAAGAUGUAUCAAUCCGUGCAUUAUCAAUCCAUGUGCUUCAAAUGCAGAGUGCUCUGUCCAAAAUCAUUAUCGACAGUGUCAUUGCUCGCGUGGCACCGCAGGCGACCCAUUCGUAAAUUGUUAUAGAGACACUGACUCGUUCCCGGAGUGUACAACGAACGCAGAUUGCGCAACCAACGAGGCUUGCAUUAGCCAGCUAUGUCAGAGCCCAUGUGUCAGCACGCAAUGUGGUUUGAACGCGGAAUGUAUCACUGUCAAUCAUCAUCCGACCUGUCGCUGCCAGCAGAACUACGCGGGAGAUCCUCAAGUGCAAUGUUUCAAACCGGAGUGUAAGUCAGAUAGCGAUUGUCCUUACGACAAGACCUGUCUGCGCGAAAAUUGUGUCACCCCUUGCCUGGUCGAAGAUAUCGCGUGCGGUCGUGGCGCAGAAUGUAUCGCGGUCUCUCACAGGGCGCAAUGCGUCUGUCCACGAGGUACCCAAGGCGACCCAAGAAUCGCCUGCAUUUCCACAGUGUGCCAUUACAACGAGGAUUGCGCAGAUCACGAAGCCUGCGACAGGCUGAACAGAGUCUGUCGACCAGUUUGCGAGGACGAUACUUGCGCGGAUACUGCGAAAUGCGUCGCGAGAGAUCAUCAGCCUAAGUGCACUUGUCCUCUGGGAACUACUGGAAAUCCAUACGUUGAGUGCAGUGGUGUGCCAAUUGAAGCAGAGUGCCAAGAAGACAGCGAAUGUCCAGCAUAUUACGCAUGCAUCAACUCAAAAUGCCAAGAUCCUUGCUUAUCCUCUAACAUGUGCUCUGGUGAACAAGAAUGCAAAGUACUGAACACGGUGCCUCUUCGUACGAUGAUCUGCACUUGCCCUGCAAACACUAUCACCGACGUAAAUGGACUGUGCAAGGAAAUCGGAGUCCUGCAGUGCCACCAAGAUCAGGACUGCAACGAUUCUGACAAGUGUGUGGGUGGAACUUGCAUCGAGGCAUGUCUGACCACUCAGUGUGGAGUGAAUGCCCAAUGUGUGGCAACUGGAAUCUGUCAUUGCGCGCCUGGAUUUACUGGCAACCCUUACAUCGAGUGCGGUAGACUUCCAAUACCACUGCCACCAGUUCGUCCAGAAUGCUACGCUAACAGCGAGUGCUCCGACGACAAACGGUGCAUAAAUUCUCUCUGCGUGAAUCCUUGCGUUGUCAAGGACCCAUGCGGCAAAAAUGCACUAUGUCACGCGAACAAUCACAAUCCAGUCUGUAGAUGUCCUGCCAACUACAUUGGUGAUCCAAGAAGCAACUGUGUUCCACCGGAAAUUGUGGCCGAAUGUACUUCCAACAGCGAUUGCGCGGGUAACGCUGCCUGUGUAAACAACUUGUGCAUCAAUCCUUGCAAUUGCGGUCCGAACGCCAAGUGCAACGUCGUAGAUCAUUAUCCAUCCUGUGUCUGUCCGCCUGGUUAUUCUGGAAAUCCUCAACUAGGUUGCUUCAAAUUGGACUGUGAAUCGGACAGUGAAUGCAACAGCGCAGCAACGUGCUACAAUGGUCAAUGCGUGAAUCCUUGCAUCCUGGAGAACAAGUGUGCGAUAAACGCAGAAUGUUACGGCCAAAACCAUCGAGCCAUUUGUCGUUGCGGUCCAGGUUAUCUAGGCAAUCCGGAAGUGCAUUGUGAAAGAGUGGAGUGCAGCGCUGACCACGAUUGUCCUCGAAAUUUAGCCUGCGACAGCGGACGCUGCGUUAAUCCUUGUCUAGAAGAUUCACCAUGUGCUCAAAACGCAAUCUGCUACGUUCAGGACCACGUGGCCACCUGCCGUUGUCCAGAGAAUAUUCCUGCUGGAAAUCCAUAUUCCUAUUGUACACAUCAUCCCACGACAACAUUCGACGAACCAGAAUGUAGAAUCGAUAUUGAUUGCGCUGACAAAUUGGUGUGCAUUAAAAAUAAGUGUAUCGACCCCUGUCCAGUGAUCAAACCAUGUCUGCAGAAUGCACGUUGCAACGUUUUGGACACUGUGCCCGUGAGAACCAUGACGUGCACGUGUCCCGAAGGUUGGACCACUGACGUUGACGGCGUUUGUAGACCAAUUCAAAUAGCAAUAAUCGGCACUUGCACGACGAACGACGAGUGCAGCGACACAGAGUCCUGCAUCAACAGACAAUGUAGGAACCCUUGCAACUGCGGUACCAACGCUGCGUGCACCGUACGAAACCACAAACCGAUCUGCUCUUGCGAAGAAGGCUACCAAGGCAACCCGGAUAUCGCUUGCUAUUCCGUAGAGUGCACGCGCGACAGCGAAUGUGCUCUAGACAAGAGUUGCGUGAACAACAACUGCGUGAAUCCUUGCCUAAUCUCCGAUAAUUGUGGAGUGAACGCAGAAUGCUUCCCCAACAACCAUAAAGCCGACUGUCGAUGCCGUAACGGUUAUCAUGGAAAUCCUUUGGAUCGAUGCAGAGUAAUCGGUUGCUACAGCAAUGGCGACUGUCCUGGAGACCAUUCCUGUAUCAAUAUGCAGUGCAUCAAUCCUUGCGUUCAUAGCAAUCCUUGCUCGUCUAGAGCCGAAUGCAGAGUCUUUAAUCAUCUACCCAUUUGUCGUUGCCCACCUCAUCACACAGGCAAUCCUUACAUCGCUUGUAAACCGGAAGAAAGACCAGAGUGUAAAGAGGACAGUGAUUGUCCUAAUUUGUUGGCCUGCUUUGAUAAUAAAUGCCAGAAUCCUUGCACUGUCGUGCAACCCUGCAGCGAUCCAUCAGAAUGCAAAGUCCUUCCGACGUCCCCGGUUCGAACGAUGGUCUGUGUGUGUCCUAGUGGAUACGUGAGCAGCGGCAGCGGAACUUGUAGACCCACGAAACCGAUUUUGGAGAUUGAAUGUACUAACGAUAGCGACUGUCCUUCAGAAAAGUCCUGUGUUAACGCGGUGUGCAAGAAUCCUUGUGCCUGCGGCCCCAAUGCGAAGUGUAGCGUUGCAAAUCACAAACCAAUUUGCUCUUGUGUUCUGGGAUACGAUGGAAAUCCUGACUUGGCUUGCACUAAAGUCGCCGGAUGCCGCACAGAUGGUGACUGCAGCGGAUCACACGCGUGUGUCCAGCACAACUGUGUCCCAGUCUGUUCUCCAUUAAUUACCACCUGCGGAAAAGACGCUCAGUGCAAUGGUAUCAACCACAAAGCUAUCUGCGAGUGUCCACCAGGAUAUGGAGGCAAUCCUAGAGUUUCCUGUGUCCUUCUUGGUUGCAAGAGUAACUCUGAUUGUCCCACGAACAAAGCUUGCAUUAACGAGCGCUGCGAGAAUCCUUGUGGGAUAAAUCCUUGCACCGGGAACAUGGAUUGCAACGUCUAUAACCAUGUAGUCGAGUGUGCUUGUCCUCCCGGUUACAUCGGAGAUACUAAAGUGGGAUGUACUAAACUGACAGAGAAAUGUAAGGCGGAUAACGAAUGUCCAUCUCAGACCGCCUGCUUCAAUGGCGAGUGCAUCAAUCCUUGCGUGAAGAUCGAACCUUGUGGAAUAAACGCGGAUUGUAAAGUACUCGACACGUCUCCUGUAAGAACUAUGAUCUGUGAAUGCAUUCCCGGAUAUAGAGGAAACGCAGUCGUCCGCUGUGACAAAACCAACGUAUGUCCAGUAGCAAAGGGUCAAAUUGUCGAUGAGUAUGGCAAUUGUGUAUGUCCACCUGGAUCAGCUAAGGAUGAAACAGAAGUUUGUAUACCGUGUAGGAAACAAUCUGGAAUGAUCAUCAAUGAUGAAGGAUACUGUGUGUGUGCUUUGGAAAACGGUAUGAUCAUCGAUGAAUAUGGUCGCUGCGUGUGUCCGAUUCAUCAUGGAUACAGACUGGACGCGAAUGGAUAUUGCAAAUUGGUUGACAUAAUCGAGUGCAAACACGACGAUGACUGUGCUGAUAACAGAUUCUGCGAUAAAACCAGCCAAACAUGUGAAGAUCCUUGUUCAACUCAAUUAUGUGGUCUUUAUGCACUGUGUAAUGCAACUCGUCAUCAAGCUAUUUGCAUAUGCAUCAAUGGGUAUAUUGGAAAUGCUUAUACUCAAUGCUAUGACAAGAACCGAUGGCGAACCGAUUUCCCCAGACCAGAGAUGGUUGUUAGCUGUUUGUCGGAUGGAGUGCAAGUCGAAAUACAUCUUCACGAUCAGGAAUUCGAUGGUGUUCUAUAUGUCAAAGGUCACAGCAAAGAUGAGCAGUGCAGGAGGGUUGUCUCCAUUCCAGCAGAAACUAUGCACAAAACCGAGAUAUUCAAGGUGGCGUUUGGAAAUUGCGGACUGAUACACGUAAACGGACAAGCAAGUUUCGUACUGGUCAUACAAAAGCAUCCGAAAUUGAUGACAUACAAGACUCAAGCAUACCAUAUCAAAUGCAUAUACCAAACUGGAGAACAAAACGUUACCCUGGGUUUCAAUGUCUCCAUGUUAACUACAGCUGGCACCAUUGCUAACACUGGUCCUCCGCCAGUCUGUCUGAUGAAGAUCGUUACUCAAAGCGGAAAUGAAAUAAACUCUGCUGAAAUUGGAGAUAAUUUGAUGUUGCAAGUCGAAGUUCAGCCUUCCACUAUUUAUGGUGGAUUUGCCCGAAAUUGUGUGGCCAAAACGAUGGAAGAUAAUUUGGAGAACGAGUACAUUGUAACAGAUGAGAAUGGCUGCGCGACGGAUCCGACAAUAUUCGGAGAAUGGGAACAGGAUCCUGAAACUCAGACGUUAAUGGCCAGCUUCAAUGCUUUUAAAUUCCCAAGCAGUGACAAUAUUCGAUUCCAGUGCAAUAUCCGUGUGUGCUUUGGACGUUGUCAACCCGUCAAUUGUCGAGGAUACAACGCGUUCGGUCGUCGCCGUCGAGACGUGAGUUCCGAGACAAAUGAUACGUCUUUAAGCAUCACGGACAGCUUUGAAGGACAACUUAGAGAAGAAAUAACGAUCCAGUCGAAUCUGAUAUUCACUCUGGAGAGGAGAGAAGAGAGGUUUACAGCAGAUCCAGCUGAGAUCACCUCAGCUCAAAGAGUAGAAGAUAUUUGCGUUUCUACAGUCGGCUUUGUGAUAGCACUAGUAAUUACAGCACUCUUGGCACUAGUCGCUGUAGCUAUUGCUGUGUCGUGCUGGCUAAUGGCGUAUCGUCGUCAGCCAAAGACUGCUGGACCACUGCCACACCCACCAGAGUUCCCAAAUCCACUGUUCACUACUGAGUCCGUAGCUGAACCGUCUCCUGAUUAUCACCUAUCAUAAGUACUCUAGGAUAAUUAUUUUUUUGUAACGUAAUUUUAUAAUUCUCAAUGGAAUGCAGUACAGACCACAUCACAUUUUUUUUCUCGCUGGUCGGUCUUGUAUUUCUUUCAACGACUCCUCCAGUGACUAGACUCUUCCGUUAUCUUCCUCUCGGGGAUUCAUACCGAGCGUGUUGUACGUUCAUUGUUACAUACGAGUACCCUGAAUCAAGUUAUACAUAAAUAUACAUAGAUAGUUAGAUCAGAGCGCGUGCGAGAGAGAAACGUUUACUAUUUAUGGUGAUGGUUAGCUUCCAUUAUCUACACAAUAGAACUUUGUCUUCCGACGUAUUCUCUUGUCUUCUGUACCUUUGCUCUUCUCUUCCUGUAGUCACUGGAGGAUUUGUUAAGCAUGAUACAGCGAAUUUAAUUCCCGUGUAAAGUCGAACGAAUUAGUCUAAUAUAGCUUUCUUACUU